AUGACUAGCGAGCGGAAGAGCGAGAGGCCAGUGGAGCUGAUACCAGCAGAGAUGCGUGAAUUGUGCAAGACAGGAACAGUGAAGACAGAUGUGUUAGAAAUGAUUGUAAUUCAUAUAUUAGUCUAUGAUUUGUAGGCCUAUGCUGCCAUACCACCUGAACAUGUGCUAUACAAGACGGAGACAAAAAAUAUAAGCCAGAGACAGAUUUAGAUAGGCCGAUCAUACACACUAAUUAAAAUGUGGUAUCAACAUAACCACACUCAAAUGGCUAAUGGUUGUACAUUUCAUCUUCAUCAUAUGCCUACUAUCGCAUAGCUGUCUCUCUAUCCCCCUUCAAACUUUCCUUGUCAUUCAUUUGAUAUGCUACAUUAUUUUAGCAUUAUGACAUAGGUCUAUCGGUUUUUAAUAGCCAAAGUUUUUAGGAAAGGACAAAUGAGAUUUGCUCUUGUGUGUUUAAGAUAAGCUAGUGGCUGUGAUUGAUGUGUCCUUUUGACGGGUGUGCGUGUGUCAGUUUGCACAUUUUCUCAAUGUCCAUUUAAAAAGUUUCCUAAAGUAAUUUAAUUCAUUUCUGUUGUUGCUUUGUGAUGAGACUGUCAUGUUAUCAAUUUGGCCUACACGUGUCUCUGCUUUCCCAACAUGCCACUACAUGUGGCACCGCCGUGUUGUGAUUUACAUGUAUUUUUUGCGACCACAGUUGGUUGAAGACAUUCUUGCCCUUGGCCCUAUAAUUGGUUAGUCCGGCCCAAAUAAAUGGCUCUGGUCCGGUGUAUAUGGGAACAAUGUUAAUGCUUAGAUUUUUGGUUAUGUGGUGCAUUGGCAUGCACAGAAACCUGUUGGUGGAAGAUUCGUUGCAUAUAUUUUAUAUAUCUAUAAAUAAGGCAUCAAUAAGAGUGCCCCCCAGCUGAUCAUAGUCUGGCAUCGGCUCUGAGGCUAGGGAACUACAAAGGCGAAAUAAUAAAUGCAAUACAAAAUGUACAUUAUUUAUUGCAAAAUACACUGUUCCAUUUACAAAAACAACUGAAACAACUACUAGGCUACCAACAGCAUAUACAGUCAAAGGGACCCAACAUAAACAACAUACAGUGGGGAAAAAAAGUAUUUAGUCAGCCACCAAUUGUGCAAGUUCUCCCACUUAAAAAGAUGAGAGAGGCCUGUAAUUUUCAUCAUAGGUACACGUCAACUAUGACAGACAAAUUGAGGAAAGAAAAUCCCGAAAAUCACAUUGUAGGAUUUUUAAUGAAUUUAUUUGCAAAUUAUGGUGGAAAAUAAGUAUUUGGUCACCUACAAACAAGCAAGAUUUCUGGCUCUCACAGACCUGUAACUUCUUCUUUAAGAGGCUCCUCUGUCCUCCACUCGUUACCUGUAUUAAUGGCACCUGUUUGAACUUGUUAUCAGUAUAAAAGACACCUGUCCACAACCUCAAACAGUCACACUCCAAACUCCACUAUGGCCAAGACCAAAGAGCUGUCAAAGGACACCAGAAACAAAAUUGUAGACCUGCACCAGGCUGGGAAGACUGAAUCUGCAAUAGGUAAGCAGCUUGGUUUGAAGAAAUCAACUGUGGGAGCAAUUAUUAGGAAAUGGAAGACAUACAAGACCACUGAUAAUCUCCCUCGAUCUGGGGCUCCACGCAAGAUCUCACCCCGUGGGGUCAAAAUGAUCAGUGAGCAAAAAUCCCAGAACCACACGGGGGGACCUAGUGAAUGACCUGCAGAGAGCUGGGACCAAAGUAACAAAGCCUACCAUCAGUAACACACUACGCCGCCAGGGACUCAAAUCCUGCAGUGCCAGACGUGUCCCCCUGCUUAAGCCAGUACAUGUCCAGGCCCGUCUGAAGUUUGCUAGAGUGCAUUUGGAUGAUCCAGAAGAGGAUUGGGAGAAUGUCAUAUGGUCAGAUGAAACCAAAAUAGAACUUUUUGGUAAAAACUCAACUCGUCGUGUUUGGAGGACAAAGAAUGCUGAGUUGCAUCCAAAUAACUCCAUACCUACUGUGAAGCAUGGGGGUGGAAACAUCAUGCUUUGGGGCUGUUUUUCUGCAAAGGGACCAGGACGACUGAUCCGUGUAAAGGAAAGAAUGAAUGGGGCCAUGUAUCGUGAGCUUUUGAGUGAAAACCUCCUUCCAUCAGCAAGGGCAUUGAAGAUGAAACGUGGCUGGGUCUUUCAGCAUGACAAUGAUCCCAAACACUCCGCCCGGGCAACGAAGGAGUGGCUUCGUAAGAAGCAUUUCAAGGUCCUGGAGUGGCCUAGCCAGUCUCCAGAUCUCAACCCCAUAGAAAAUCUUUGGAGGUAGUUGAAAGUCCGUGUUGCCCAGCGACAGCCCCAAAACAUCACUGCUCUAGAGGAGAUCUGCAUGGAGGAAUGGGCCAAAAUACCAGCAACAGUGUGUGAAAACCUUGUGAAGACUUACAGAAAACGUUUGACCUGUGUCAUUGCCAACAAAGGGUAUAUAACAAAGUAUUGAGAAACUUUUGUUAUUGACCAAAUACUUAUUUUCCACCAUAAUUUGCAAAUAAAUUCAUUAAAAAUCCUACAAUGUGAUUUUCUGGAUUUUCUUUUCUCAUUUUGUCUGUCAUAGUUGACGUGUACCUAUGAUGAAAAUUACAGGCCUCUCUCAUCUUUUUAAGUGGGAGAACUUGCACAAUUGGUGGCUGACUAAAUACAUUUUUUCCCCACUGUAACUGAAUGACAACCAGUCCAGAAUAAGAAAAUACAAUGUUGUUCCUAUAUCUUAUCAAGUACAUAUCUUGAGUGAAAAUGUCACGGCUGAGAAUUGUAGCCUACACUCUGUCUCUGGUGUCCCUGGUCUGAUUCUAAAUCCUGCUACACACACACACACACACACCACACACACACACACACACACACACACACACACACACACACACACACACACACACACACACACACACACACACACACACACACACGGAGUACCAGUCAAACGUUUGGACACAGCUACUCAUUCAAGGUUUUUUCUUUAUUUUUUACUAUUUUCUACAUUGUGGAAUAAUAGUGAAGAUAUCAAAACUAUGAAAUAACACAUAUGGAAUCAUUUAGUAACCAAAAAAGUGUUAAACAAAUCAAAAUAUAUUUUAUAUUUGAGAUUCUUCAAUGUAGCCACCCUUUGCCUUGAUGACAGCUUUGAACAUUCUUGGCAUUCUCUCAAUCAGCUUCAUGAGGUAAUCACCUGGAAUGCAUUAAUUGCAAAGUCCCUCUUUGCCAUGAAAAUGAACUUAAUCCCCAAAAAAACAUUUCCACUGCAUUUCAGCCCUGCCACAAAAGGACCAGCUGCCAUCAUGUCAGUGAUUCUCUCGUUAACACAGGUGAGAGUGUUGACAAGGCUGGAGAUCACUCUGUCAUGCCGAUUGAGUUAGAAAAACAGACUGGAAGCUUUAAAAGGAGGGUGGUGCUUGAAAUAAUUGUUCAUCCUCUGUUAACCAUGGUUACCUGCAAGGAAACACGUGCCGUCAUCAUUGCUGGGGUAAAGUAAUUUUCUCUGAUGAAUCCCCUUUCCGAUUGUUUGGGGCAUCCGGAAAACACCUUGUCCGGAGAAGACAAGGUGAGCGCUACCAUCAGUCCUGUGUCAAGCCAACAGUAAAGCAUCCUGAGACCAUUCAAGUGUGGGAUUGCUUCUCAGCCAAGGGAGUGGGCUCACUCAUAUUUUUGCCUAAGAACACAGCCAUGAAUAAAGAAUGGUACCAACACAUCCUCUGAGAGCAACUUCUCCCAACCAUCCAAGAACAGUUUGGUGAUGACCAAUGCCUUUUCCAGCUUGAUGGAGCACCUUGCCAUAAGGCAAAAGUGAUAACUAAGUGGCUCGGGGAACAAAACAUCAACAUUUUGGGUCCAUGGCCAGGAAACUCCCCGACCUUAAUCCCAUUGAGAACUUGUGGCCGAUCCUCGAGAGGCGGGUGUACAAACAAAAACCCACAAACUCCAAGCAUUGAUUAUGCAAGAAUGGGCUGCCAUCAGUCAGAAUGUGGCCCAGAAGUUAAUUGACAGCAUGCCAGGGCAGAUUGCAGAGGUCUUGAAAAAGAAGGGUCAGCACUGCAAAUAUUGACUCUUUGCAUAAACUUAAUGUAAUUGUCAAUAAAAGCCUUUGACACUUAUGGAAUGCUUGUAAUUAUACUUCAGUAUACCAUAGUAACAUCUGACAAAAAUAUCUCAUAACACUGAAGCAGCGAACUUUGUGAAGACCAAUACUUGUGUCAUUCUCAAAACUUUUGACCACGACUAUAGAUUGAUGAGGGGAAUUUUUUUUCUCAUAAACUUUACAAUAAGGCUGUAACGUAACAAAAUGUGGAAAAAGUCAAGGAGUCUGAAUACUUUCCGAAUGCACUGUACAUACGAACUGGGAGGUGACAAGAAUUGAAAGGGCCAGGCCAUCCAGUUCCAGGCAGGCUGUGGUUCCAUGUAUUGGAUGGACUUGUCACUUUUUUCAAUACAGUCGGCUCAAUUUAUGGCCUUUAUCACCCCUCAUACACACACACUCACCCUCCCUAGUACCUACCACCCUUCACAAACUCAUAUAGUAUGCCAUUGACCAGUAAUUCAUUACAGAACAUCAACCUCCCCUCAGUCCUACGGCUACCUCCUUGUCUCCUAGAGGUCACCAACAUCCCAGAGCUCACUCCCUCCUCCGUCUACUCCUCCCGCCAGCCAGUCGCAGCGGCGCAGAGACUAGAGACUAAGCAUCUCCGCGAGCGACGAGCAGAGCCGCCUCGGACGCUCUACACGCAGCGAGUAGCAGACGCCUCACGAGAAGAGUCUCGCCGCGAAGCUCUACUCCUCAUCCGCUAAUCCAUAUCCUGUCUUUCUCAUCUUCCUCUACUCCUCUCCUCCUCUUCUCUCUUCUCCUCCUCUACUGUCCUCCUCUACUCCUUUCAUCCUCUACUCCUCUACUCAUCUCAUCCUCUACUCCUCUACUCCUCUCCUCUCCAGGACCUCUAUACCAGGCGGUGUCAGAGGAAGGCCCUAAAAAUUGUCUGACUCCAGCCACCCAAGUCAUAGACUGUUCUGUCUGCUACCGCACGGCAAGCAGUACAAAUGCAUCAAGUCUGGAACCAACAGGACCCUGAACAGCUUCUAACCCCAAGCCAUAAGACUGAUAAAUAGAUAGUACGGGUAGCUAUUGGUUAACUAUCUGUAUUGACCCUUUUUGCACUCUUUUGACUCUUUUUGCACUCUUUUGACUCAUUGCAACUCUUUUGACUCAUCACAUACGCUGCUGCUACUGUCUAUCAUCUAUCCUGUUGCCUAGUCACUAUACCCCUACCUAUACAGUGGGGAGAACAAGUAUUUGAUACACUGCCGAUUUUGCAGGUUUUCCUACUUACAAAGCAUGUAGAGGUCUGUCAUUUUUAUCAUAGGUACACUUCAACUGUGAGAGACGGAAUCUAAAACAAAAAUCCAGAAAAUCACAUUGUAUGAUUUUUAAGUAAUUAAUUUGCAUUUUAUUGCAUGACAUAAGUAUUUGAUACAUCAGAAAAGCAGAACUUAAUAUUUGGUACAGAAACCUUUGUUUGCAAUUACAGAGAUCAUACGUUUCCUGUAGGUCUUGACCAGGAUUACACACACUGCAGCAGGGAUUUUGGCCCACUCCUCCAUACAGACCUUCUCCAGAUCCUUCAGGUUUCGGGGCUGUCUCUGGGCAAUACAGACUUUCAGCUCCCUCCAAAGAUGUUCUAUUGGGUUCAGGUCUGGAGACUGGCUAGGCCAUUCCAGGACCUUGAGAUGCUUCUUACGGAGUCACUCCUUAGUUGCCCUGGCUGUGUGUUUCGGGUCGUUGUCAUGCUGGAACACCCAGCCACGACCCAUCUUCAAUGCUCUUACUGAGGGAAGGAGGUUGUUGGCCAAGAUCUCGCAAUACAUGGCCCCAUCCAACCUCCCCUCAAUACGGUGCAGUCGUCCUGUCCCCUUUUCAGAAAAAAAGAAGGAAGUGUUUCCCCCCUCCAUGUUUUGGGGGUUUUUUUUGGGGGGGGGUUGGGGAUAACCCCCCCUUGGGUUUUUUUCCUUUUUUUUUAAAACAAGGGGGAAAAUGGAAAUUUUUUGACCCCAAAAAACCUUUUAUUUUUUUUGUUUUUUUAUUUAGGAAACCCCAUUACCUUCCCCAUUUUCCUCUGGGUUUAUCCAAAAUGGGGCUUGGCCCAAAAAACAAAACGGGGCCCCCUGGGAAGGGACCCGGCUUUUUAAACGGGGGGCCUUGCGGGUUGCGCUUUUUUAAGGAAAUUUUAAUCCUGGGGGAAUUUGUGUUUUAAAAAUGGGUUUUUUUUUGGGGAUUGGGGGCCCAGCUCUCCGUUUUUUUGGGGCAUUUUACCCCGGGUUCCUUUUUUUUUUGUGUAGUUUUGGGCCCCGACCCCCACCUUUUCCCCAAAAAUGGAUUGAUUUUUCCCCCCGAGGGUGGGGGGGGGAAUUUUUCAAAUAAUUGCGCCAAACAGUUGUUUGCCCUUCUCACCAAGCUGCUUGCCUAUUGUCCUGUAACCCAUCCGAGCCUUGUGCAGUCUACAAUGUUAUCCCUGAUGUCCUUACCACAGCUCUCUGGUUUGGCCAUUGUGGAGAGGUUGGAGUCUGUUUGAUUGAGUGUGUGGACAGGUGUCUUUAUACAGGUAACGAGUUCAAACAGGAUGCAGUUUAAUACAGUAAUGAGUGGAGAACAGGAGGGGUUCUUAAAGAAAAAACUAACAGGUCUGUGAGAGCCGGAAUUCUUACUGGUUGGUAGGUGAUCAAUAACUUAUGUUCAUGCAAUAAAAUGCUAAUUAAUUACUUAAAAAUCAUACAAUGUGAUUUUCUGGAUUUUUGUUUUAGAUUCCGUCUCUCACAGUUGAAGUGUACCUAUGAUAAAAAUGACAGACCUCUACAUGCUUGUUCUCCCCACUGUAUGUACAUAUCUACCUCAAUUACCUCAUACCCCUGCACAUUGACUCGGUACUGGUACCCGGUGUAUAUAGCCAAUCGUUACUCAUUGUGUAUUUAUUCCUCAUGUUAUUAUUUUUCUAUCAUUUCUAUUUUUUUCUCUCUGCAUUGUUAGGAAGGGCCUGUAAAUAAGCAUUUCACUGUUAGUCUACACCUGUUGUUUAUGAAGCAUAUGACAAAUAAAAUGCGAUUUAAUUUUAAUUGUAAAUAUGGUGUUGGCCAGGAACUGACCCUGUAUAUAGCUACUGACCCUGGAACUGAGCCUGUAUAUACAGUUGAAGUCGGAAGUUUACAUACAGUGAGGGAAAAAAGUAUUUGAUCCCCUGCUGAUUUUGUACGUUUGCCCACUGACAAAGAAAUGAUCAGUCUAUAAUUUUAAUGGUACGUUUAUUUGAACAGUGAGAGACAGAAUAACAACAACAAAAUCCAGAAAAACGCAUGACAAAAUUUUUAUAAAUUGAUUUGCAUUUUAAUGAGGGAAAUAAGUAUUUGACCCCUCUGCAAAACAUUACUUAGUACUUGGUGGCAAAACCCUUGUUGGCAAUCACAGAGGUCAGACGUUUCUUGUAGUUGGCCACCAGGUUUGCAAACAUCUCAGGAGGUUGGCCACCAGGUUUGUCCCACUCCUCUUUGCAGAUCUUCUCCAAGUCAUUAAGGUUUCGAGGCUGACGUUUGGCAACUCGAACCUUCAGCUCCCUCCGCAGAUGUUCUAUGGGAUUAAGGUCUGGAGACUGGCUAGGCCACUCCAGGACCUUAAUGUGCAUCUUCUUGAGCCACUCCUUUGUUGCCUUGGCCGUGUGUUUUGGGUCAUUGUCAUGCUGGAAUACCCAUCCACGACCCCAUUUUCAAUGCCCUGGCUGAGGGAAGGAGGUUCUCACCCAAGAUUUGACGGUACAUGGCCCCGUCCAUCGUCCCUUUGAUGCGGUGACGUUGUCCUGUCCCCUUAGCAGAAAAACACCCCCCAAAGCAUAAUGUUUCCACCUCCAUGUUUGACUGGUGGGGAUGGUGUUCUUGGGGUCAUAGGCAGCAUUCUUCCUCCUCCAAACAAGCGAGGUUGAGUUGAUGCCAAAGAGCUCAAUUUUGGUCUCAUCUGACCACAACACUUUCACCCAGUUCUCCUCUGAAUCAUUCAGAUGUUCAUUGGCAAACUUCAGACGGGCAUGUAUAUGUGCUUUCUUGAGCAGGGGGACCUUGCGGGCGCUGCAGGAUUUCAGUCCUUCACGGCAUAGUGUGUUACCAAUUGUUUCCUUGGUGACUAUGGUCCCAGCUGCCUUGAGAUCAUUGACAAGAUCCUCCCGUGUAGUUCUGGGCUGAUUCCUCACUGUUCUCAUGAUCAUUGCAAAUCCACGAGGUGAGAUCUUGCAUGGAGCCCCAGGCCGAGGGAGAUGACAGUUUAUUUUGUGUUUCUUCCCAUUUGCGAAUAAUCGCACCAACUGUUGUCACCUUCUCACCAAGCUGCUUGGCGAUGGUCUUGUAGCCCAUUCCAGCCUUGUGUAGGUCUACAAUCUUGUCCCUGACAUCCUUGGAGAGCUCUUUGGUCUUGGCCAUGGUGGAGAGUUUGGAAUCUGAUUGAUGGAUUGCUUCUGUGGACAGGUGUCUUUUAUACAGGUAACAAGCUGAGAUUAGGAGCACUCCCUUUAAGAGUGUGCUCCUAAUCUCAGCUCGUUACCUGUAUAAAAGACACCUGGGAGCCAGAAAUCUUUCUGAUUGAGAGGGGGUCAAAUACUUAUUUCCCUCAUUAAAAUGCAAAUCAAUUUAUAACAUUUUUGACAUGCGUUUUUCUGGAUUCUUUUGUUGUUAUUCUGUCUCUCACUGUUCAAAUAAACCUACCAUUAAAAUUAUAGACUGAUCAUUUCUUUGUCAGUGGGCAAACGUACAAAUCAGCAGGGGAUCAAAUACUUUUUUCCCUCACUGUACACCUUAGUCAAAUACAUUUAAACUCAGUUUUUCACUAUUCCUGACAUUUAAUCCUAGUAAAAAUUCCCUGUCUUAGGUCAGUUAGGAUCACCACUUUAUUUUAAGAAUGUGAAAUAUCAUAAUAAUAGUAGAGAGAAUGAUUUAUUUCAGCUUUUAUUUCUUUCAUCACAUUCCCAGUGGGUUAGAAGUUUACAUACACUCAAUUAGUAUUUGGUAGCAUUGCCUUUAAAUUGUUUAACUUGGGUCAAACGUGUCGGGUAGCCUUCCACAAGCUUCCCACAAUAAGUUGGGUGAAUUUUGGCCCAUUCCUCUUGACAGAGUCAGGUUUGUAGGCCUCCUUGCUCACACACGCUUUUUCAGUUCUGCCCACAAAUGUUCUAUUGGAUUGAGGUCAGGGCUUUGUGAUGGCCACUCCAAUACCUUGACUUUGUUGUCCUUAAGCCAUUUUGCCACAACUUUGGAAGUAUGCUUGGGGUCAUUGUCCAUUUGGAAGACCCAUUUGCGACCAAGCUUUAACUUCCUGACUGAUGUCUUGAGAUGUUGCUUCAAUAUAUCCACAUAAUUUUCCUUCCUCAUGAUGCCAUCUAUUUUGUGAAGUGCACCAGUCCCUCCUGCAGCAAAUCACCCCCACAGCAUGAUGCUGCCACCCCCGUGCUUCACGGUUGGGAUGGUGUUCUUCGGCUUGCAAGCUACCCCCUUUUUCCUCCAAACAUACAGUGCCUUGCAAAAGUAUUCACCCCCUUUGGCAUUUUUCCUAUUUUGUUGCAUUACAACCUGUAAUUUAAAUGGAUUUUAAUUAGCAUUUCAUGUAAUGGACAUACACUAAAUAGUCCAAAUUGGUGAAGUAAAAAAAAAAAAACUUGUUUCAAAAAAUUCUACAAAAUAAAUACCGGAAAAGUGGUGCGUGCAUAUGUAUUCACCCCCUUUGCUAUGAAGCCUCUAAACAAGAUCUGGUGCAACCAAUUAACCUUCAGAAGUAACAUAAUUUGUCAAAUAAAGUCCACCUGUGUCCCAAAACUGUUUUUUACAUGAUCUCCCGUAUAUAUUUCACCUGUUCGAAAAAGGGCCCCCGAGUCUGAAAACAACCCCCAAGGGAAGGGGAACCCCAAGCCUUCCCAAAAAAGGUCAGGGACCAAAAAAUUUGGGGGAGAAGUACAGAAAACAGGUUGGGUUUUUAAAAAAUAUCCCAAAAAUUUUUUAAAAAUCCCCGGAAGCACCCUUAAAAAAUUUUAAAGAAUAUGGCCCCCCAAAAAACGGGAAACCGGGCCAAAAGAGAGGGGCCCCCCACCCAAAAAAUCCCAGGGCCCCCGGAAAGGAGGGGGAAAUUUUAAUCAGAGGGGGCAAAAAAAAUGAGGGGCCCAAAAAUAAUCCUGAAGGAGCCGCCCCAAAACUCCACAGCGGGAAGGGGUGGAAAUAUCGCCAUUUUGGGCCCCCUUUUGCCGUUUAUUUCCCCAGAGGGUGGGCCCCUUUUCGGAAAAAAGGGGCCAGAAAAAAAAACCCCCUUUUCUUAAAUCAAAAAAAUAAGCAAAUACGUUUGGUGUUCGCCAAAAGGCAUGUGGGAGACUCCCCAAACAUAUGGAAGAAGGUGCUCUGGUCAGGUGAGACUAAAAUUGAGCUUUUUGUUCAUCAAGGAAAACGCUAUGUCUGGCACAAACCCAACACCUCUCAUCACCCCGAGAACACCAUCCCCACAGUGAAGCACUGGUCAGAAUUGAAGGAAUGAUGGAUGGCGCUAAAUACAGGGAAAUUGUUGAGGGAAACCUGUUUCAGUCUUAAAGAGAUUUGAGACUGGGACGGAGGUUCACCUUCCAGCAGGACAAUGACCCUAAGCAUACUGCUAAAGCAACACUUGAGUGGUUUAAGGGGAAACAUUUAAAAUAUAUUGGAAUGGCCUAGUCAAAGCCCAGACCUCAAUCCAAUUGAGAAUCUGUUGUAUGAUUUAAAGAUUGCUGUACACCAGCGGAACCCAUCCAACUUGAAGGAGCUGGAGCAGUUUUGCCUUGAAGAAUGGGCAGAAAUCCCAGUGGCUAGAUGUGCCAAGCUUAUAGACACAUACCCCAAGAGACUUGCAGCUGUAAUUGCUGCAAAAGGUGGCUCUACAAUGUAUUUACUUUGGGGGGGUGAAUAGGUAUGCACGCUCAAGUUCUGUUUUUAUGUCUUAUUUCUUGUUUGUUUCACACAAAAAAAACAUAUUUUGCAUCUUCAAAGUGGUAGGCAUGUUGUGUAAAUCAAAUGAUACAAACCCCCCAAAAAUCAAUUUUAAUUCCAGGUUGUAAGGCAACAAAAUAGGAAAAAUGCCAAGGGGGUUGAAUACUUUCGCAAGCCACUGUAACAAUGGUAAUUAUGGCCAAACAGUUGUAUUUUUAUUUCAUCAGACCAUAGGACAUUUCUCCAAAAAGUACUGUCUUUGUCCCCAUGUACAGUUGCAAACCGUAGUCUGUCUUUUUUAUGGCGGAUUUGGAGCAGUGGCUUCUUCGUUGCUGAGCGGCCUUUCAGGUUAUGUCGAUAUAGGACUCAUUUUACUGUGGAUAUAGAUACUUUUGUACCUGUUUCCUCCAGCAUCUUCACAAGGUCCUUUGCUGCUGUUCUGGGAUUGAUUUACACUUUUCGCACCAAAGUACAUAAAUCUCUAGGAGACAGAACGCGACUCCUUCCUGAGCGGUAUGACGGCUACGUGGUCCCAUGGUGUUUUACUUGCGUAAUAUUGUUUGUACAGAUGAACGUGGUACCUUCAGGCGUUUGGAAAUUGCUCCCAGGGAUGUACCAGACUUGUGGAGGUCUUGGCUGAUUUCUUUUGAUUUUCCCAUGAUGUCAAGCAAAGAGGCACUGAGUUUGAAGGUAGGCCUUGAAAUACAUCCACAGGUACACCUCCAAUUGACUCAAAUGAUGUCAAUUAGCCUAUCAGGAGCUUCUAAACCCAUGACAUCAUUUUCUGGAAUUUUCUAAGCUGAUUAAAGGCACAGUCAACUUAGUGUAUGUAAAUUUCUGACCCACUGGAAUUGUGAUACAGUGAAUUAUAAGUGAAAUAAUCUGUCUGUAAACAAUUGUUGGGAAAAUUACUUGUGUCAUGCACAAAGUAGAUGUCCUAACCGACUUGCCAAAACUAUAGUUUGUUAUCAAGAAAUGUGUAGAGUGGUUGAAAAACGAGUUUUAAUGACUCCAACCUAAGUGUAUGUAAACUUACUGUUAGAUUAUAAUUUUUCUGACCGUUUUAAACAAUGUAAACAACACUAAAUAAAUUGUAAGCGUACCAGAGAGUCUGUUGUAAAAAAAAAUUUUUCAAACUUUUAUUACAGCAAAGACUAAAAACAGUCUCUGUACGCCUAUGUGGAUGUUCCAUUUGGAAUCAGCCGUUUCCAGCUGCGGUAGCCAUUUGCAGCGUUGGCGGUGUCUGCACUGUAUUUCUGAUCAAUUUGAUGUUGUUUUGAUGGAUAGGGAAAUUGCUUUUCUUUUGAAGGCAGGGAGAUGUCUGGGUGACCCUAAACUUUUGAACGGUAGUGUAUAUUUAUAAAAAAUAUAUAUGGGGGAUUGGAAAUGAUGCAGACAAUUACAUUGAUAGAAGCCACAAUCUGCAAUAAUAAAGCAGAUCUACCAACUUAAAAAAAACACCAAAUUAAAUUAAAAAAUAACUAUACAAAAUAGAUUUGAGAAAUCUGCACAUUCUGUUCCUCUUGCAAACAAAAAAAAAAAGACUAAAAAGAGUCACAUUCAUUUGUGAAUGCAAUUUCCGAAAUAGAAUGGUUUAUUUAUUGUUUAAGCUAAUUAUUCAAGGCUCACUUUAUUUUAAAACUAAAAUGCUUGAUUGCAUUUCUAAUCAUGAAUGACUCGUAUGCUGUGUGAUGACAUGAAUGAAUGAACGAUUGACACAUUAGCCUAUAUAUUGAAAUAAAGGCCUAAGUACGUUAUAAUAUUAUGACUAAACAGGAUGCACUCAGGCCUACACCUCGAUGGUGGUUAUACAAGGCUGCUAUACUAAGCUUACUAAUGAUAAUGACAUUACAUAUUAUUAUUAUUAUAAUGAUGAUCAUAAUAAUAAUAAUAAUAAUAACAAUAACAAUAAGGAGAUCAAGAAAAAGGAGCGUUAUUAUUAUAAAUAUAACUUUUCGGACAAUUUGUAACACUAAAUAUAUUAUAAAUAAUACCAGAGAGGUUGUGUUGAUGAAAAAAAAAAAGUGUAAAGCCUUUAUUACAGCAAAGCAAAGAUUAGAAACAGCUGAGUUUGUGAAAUUGUUUACUUGACAUGUCGUUGCGUUAGGCUUGGUGCUCACGGAAUUGGUAGGAUAUUAAUCAAACACUCAAACAGGCAACAGAAGCAGAAUCUGUCUUAUUUCUGUAGAUAUAUAUGGAUGAUUUAUAAAGCCAGACACAUUUAACAGUUAGGUUAUUGAUUAUAGACCUAAUUAAGUUGGGGUUUCCUCUCUCCUCACUUUUCUUAGACAAUAAGGCAAGGGCUGUUUUCUCAUCUCGUCAUUCUGCUGCUGCGUCCGCGGCAUUGUUCUCAACACCAAUAUGCUGGUUAACUUUGCUAUUACGCACAUAGCAACAUGUUCUAGGAAAAGUCAUCAAUUCAACAGCGCACUGAUGUGUUUCAGAACUGCGGACAGCAACCACUAUCCAAUGCGGUAGAAAGCGAAUUUGUUAUAAAAUAAUAUACUUUUUAUUAGUGUUGCACCAUUGUUCUUAUGUAAUAUAUCAUAUACAAUUUCAGUAGCACAUGUCUUAGAGCGAUGGACUGUUCAAUCCCCACAGUCUCCACAAUCGAUCAGCCCACUCAGACACAAUGAUAUAUAUAAAUAUUUUUUUUGUUGCUACUACUCGACUAAAUAAAUAUCGGUCGACCAACAGCCUUUCGACCAAACAAUCGACCAGUCGACUAAAUGCGGUCAGCCCUAUAUUGAUUACUGCAUUGUUGGAAAUUAGUAAGUAAGAAAGGCAUUUCACUGUACUUGUGCACAUGACAAUAAAAAUGUGAAAUUUUAACUCCUCUCCUCAGAUCCAUUUACAUGAUACACAGCCUUUCAAGUGACAUCAUCAGCUUCACAUAAUGGCUUCCUCUCACCCAUCUCCCCGGCCUGUUCCUUCCUCUCGUCAAUCACUCAGGCUAAUUAAAUGAGGGUUAUUUCAAUAAAGCUACCAUCGUCUACCUUACUCCAUUAGUUCUAUUAACAGCCAGUGAUUCCUGGUUCCUCCAUGCCCCGGAGUCGUCAUCCAUCUCUCGUCUCCUCCUGGUCUCAGUAGACGAGAGGUGUCAGUUCUGCCUUUCAUGAAUCCAUGUAACCUAGUUACUGGAGCUCAGCAGGGGCGAGACAAUCAAUUAAUGAACAAAGGAGGUGGCUCACUGAGGCAGUACUGGUAGACUGAGGGACUAUUACCAAACACAGGAGCCCCUCACAGAAUAUGUUUUCACUCAUUUAAUUUUUCAUCUGAUGGAUGUAUCCUUGUUCGGUUGUUUUCCUCCCAAGGUAAAGCCAGAGGGAAGACAGAAGACCAUUACAGAAGGAGGCCGGUUUGCGUGUUAGUCUGCUACCAGUUGGGAGCCAUUGGAGGACAUUUGGCGGCCAUCUUGUUUUGGGUAGGUAAGAGCUCUGCCUCCUUAAGUACAGAUCUAGUGUCAGCUUACCCACUCCAAAGCCAAACCUUAGCCAUAGGCAGGGAAACGCAAAACUGACCUUGGAUCAGUGUCAAGAAGCUUCUUCAUCCCCAAGAGGCCCAGGGCCAGUCAUUGUCAGAAUAGAACUAAUGCAUUAUAUAUGUGGUCAGAGGUUAAGCAUCCAUACACUGCUGCUCUGACACCUAACAGCUGUGGUUUACCUUAACUUCCCUCCCACCAGCUCUCUUCCUCCCUCUUUUUUCUCUCUCAUGUCAUCCCUCUGUCCUAUUUCAGGGUUUUGCAUCAAUUUCUCUCAGCUCUCAAUCUGUCCAUUCUUCUAGCCUGUCUCUUUUUGCAUCAUCUCUCUCCAUCCUAUGCUCUAACUCUCCCUCCCUUUUGCUCUCUCUCUCUCAAUUCAAUUUCAAUUUCAAUGUAAAGGCUUUAUUGGCAUGGGAAACGUAUGUUAACAUUGCCAAGGCAAGUGAAGUAGAUAGUAAACAAAAGUGAAAUAAACAAUAAAAAAUGUACAGUAAACAUUACACUCAGAAGUUCCAAAAGAAUAAAGACAUUUCAAAUGUCAUAUUAUAUAUAUAUAUAUAUAUACAGUGUUGUAACAAUGUGCAAAUAGUUAAAGUACAAAUGGGAAAAUAAAUACACAUAAAUAUGGGUUGUAUUUACAAUGGUGUUUGUUCUUCACUGGUUGCCCUUUUCUUGUGGCAACAGGUCACAAAUCUUGCUACUGUGAUGGCACACUGUGGUUUUUCACCCAGUAGAUAAGGGAGUUUAUCAAAAUUGGGUUUGUUUUCGAAUUCUUUGUGGAUCUGUGUAAUCUGAGGGAAAUAUGUGUCUCUAAUAUGGUCAUACAUUUGGCAGGAGGUUAGGAAGUGCAGCUCAGUUUCCACCUCACUUUGUGGGGCGGUGUGCACAUAGCCUGUCUUCUCUUGAAAGCCAGGUCUGCCUAUGGCGGCCUUUCUCAAUAGCAAGGCUAUGCUCACUGAGUCUGUACAUAGUCAAAGCUUUCCUUAAGUUUUGGUCAGUCACAGUGGUCAGGUAUUCUGCCACUGUGUACUCUCUGUUUAGGGCCAAAUAGCAUUCUAGUUUGCUCAGUCUUUUUGUUAAUUAUUUCCAAUGUGUCAAGUAAUUCUCUUUUUGUUUUCUCAUGAUUUGGUUGGAUCUAAUUGUGUUGUUGUGUUGUCCUGGGGCUCUGUGGGGUCUGUUUGUGUUGGUGAACAGAGCCCCAGGACCAGCUUACUUAGGGGACUCUACUCCAAGUUCAUCUCUCUGUAGGUGAUGGCUUUGUAAUGGAAGGUUUGGGAAUCACUUCCUUUUAAGUGGUUAUAGAAUUUAACACCUCUUUUCUGGAUUUUGAUAAUUAGCGGGUAUCAGCCUAAUUCUGCUCUGCAUGCAUUAUUUGGUGUUUUUCGUUGUACACUGAGGAUAUUUUUGCCGAAUUCUGCAUGCAGAGUCUCAAUUUGGUGUCUGUCCCAUUUUGUGAAUUAUUGGUUGGUGUGCGGACCCCAGACCUCACAACCAUAAAGGGCAAUGGGUUCUAUAACUGAUUCAAGUAUUUUUAGCCAGAUCCUAAUUGGUAUGUCGAAUUUUAUGUUCCUUUUGAUGGCAUAGAAGGCCCUUCUUGCCUUGUCUCUCAGAUCGUUCACAGCUUUGUGGAAGUUACCUGUGGCGCUGAUGUUUAGGUCAAGGUAUGUAUAGUUUUUUGUGUGCUCUAGGGCAACGGUGUCUAGAUGGAAAUUGUAUUUUUUUUUUGUUUUUUUUUGUUAGGGGGUAGAUCAGCUUUAAUAUUGCAGAUAGAUUGUAACUUCCAUUAAUGUAAUUGUCUGAAUCACUUCCAAUCCCCCAUAUGUUUUUUUUUCUUCUCGCAAAUAUAUAUAAAUAUACACACAUACAUACAUACAUACAUACAUACAUACAUACAUACAUACAUACAUACAUACAUACAUACAUACAUACAUUCAUAUAUAUAUAUAUAUAUAUACAGUGCUAUGAAAAAGUAUUUGACCCCUUUCUAAUUUUCUCUACUUUUGCAUAUUUGUGAUACUGAAUGUUAUUAGAUCUUCAACCAAAACCUAAUAUUAGAUAAAGGGAACAUAAGUGAACAAAUAACACAACAAUUACAUAUUUAUAUCAUUUAUUUUAUAAACAAAGUUAUGCAACACCCAAUUCCCCUGUGUGAAAAAGUAAUUGCCCCCUUACACUCAAUAACUGGUUGUGCCACCUUUAGCUGCAAUGACUCCAACCAAAUGCUUCCUGUAGUUGUUGAUCAGUCUCUCACGUCGCUGUGGAGGAAUUUUGGCCCACUCUUCCAUGCAGAACUGCUUUAACGCAGUGAUGUGUGGGUUUUCAAGCAUGAACUGCUCGUUUCAAGUCCUGCCACAACAUCGCAAUUGGGACCAAUAAAAUGCAAAUUAAUUACUUAAAAAUCAUACAAUGUGAUUUUCUGGAUUUUUGUUUUAGAUUCCGUCUCUAACAGUUGAAGUGUACCUAUGAUAAGAAUUACAGACCUCUAAAUGCUUUGUAAGUAGGAAAACCUGCAAAAUCGGCAGUGUAUCAAAUACUUGUUCUCCACACUGUAUAUACAAACAUAUAUACACAUACGUAUACAUUUCCUUUUAUAUAUAUAUAUAUUUCCCUUUAUUACUUUCCAACCCCACCACCCCUUCCCUAAUUGGAGUAAACUAGUGAACAACAAUGCCUAGGCCUCUACUUCCAUCUUAUACAAACUACAGUGGGGAAAAAAAGUAUUUAGUCAGCCACCAAUUGUGCAAGUUCUCCCACUUAAAAAGAUGAGAGAGUCCUGUAAUUUUCAUCAUAGGUACACGUCAACUAUGACAGACAAAAUGAGGAAAAAAAAUCCAGAAAAUCACAUUGUAGGAUUUUUAAUGAAUUUAUUUGCAAAUUAUGGUGGAAAAUAAGUAUUUGGUCAAUAACAAAAGUUUCUCAAUACUUUGUUAUAUACGCUUUGUUGGCAAUGACACAGGUCAAACGUUUUCUGUAAGUCUUCACAAGGUUUUCACACACUGUUGCUGGUAUUUUGGCCCAUUCCUCCAUGCUCUCAUCCUCUAGAGCAGUGAUGUUUUGGGGCUGUCGCUGGGCAACACAGACUUUCAACUCCCUCCAAAGAUUUUCUAUGGUGUUGAGAUCUGGAGACUGGCUAGGCCACUCCAGGACCUUGAAAUGCUUCUUACGACGCCACUCCUUCGUUGCCCGGGCGGUGUGUUUGGGAUCAUUGUCAUGCUGAAAGACCCAGCCACGUUUCAUCUUCAAUGCCCUUGCUGAUGGAAGGAGGUUUUCACUCAAAAUCUCACGAUACAUGGCCCCAUUCAUUCUUUCCUUUACACGGAUCAGUCGUCCUGGUCCCUUUGCAGAAAAACAGCCCCAAAGCAUGAUGUUUUCCACCCCCCAUGCUUCACAGUAGGUAUGGUGUUCUUUGGAUGCAACUCAGCAUUCUUUGUCCUCCAAACACGACGAGUUGAGUUUUUACCAAAAAGUUCUAUUUUGGUUUCAUCUGACCAUAUGACAUUCUCCCAAUCCUCUUCUGGAUCAUCCAAAUGCACUCUAGCAAACUUCAGACGGGCCUGGACAUGUACUGGCUUAAGCAGGGGGACACGUCUUGCACUGCAGGAUUUGAGUCCCUGGCGGCGUAGUGUGUUACUGAUGGUAGGCUUUGUUACUUUGGUCCCAGCUCUCUGCAGGUCAUUCACUAGGUCCCCCGUGUGGUUCUGGGAUUUUUGCUCACCGUUAUUGUGAUCAUUUUGACCCCACAGGGUGAGAUCUUGCGUGGAGCCCCAAAUCGAGGGAGAUUAUCAGUGGUCUUUUAUGUCUUCCAUUUCCUAAUAAUUGCUCCCACAGUUGAUUUCUUCAAACCAAGCUGCUUACCUAUUGCAGAUUCAGUCUUCCCAGCCUGGUGCAGGUCUACAAUUUUGUUUCUGGUGUCCUUUGACAGCUCUUUGGUCUUGGCCAUAGUGGAGUUUGGAGUGUGACUGUUUGAAGUUGUGGACAGGUGUCUUUUAUACUGAUAACAAGUUCAAACAGGUGCCAUUAAUACAGGUAACGAGUGGAGGACAGAGGAGCCUCUUAAAGAAGAAGUUACAGGUCUGUGAGAGCCAGAAAUCUUGCUUGUUUGUAGGUGACCAAAUACUUAUUUUCCACCAUAAUUUGCAAAUAAAUUCAUAAAAAAUCCUACAAUGUGAUUUUCUGGAUUUUUUUUUCUCAAUUUGUCUGUCAUAGUUGACGUGUACCUAUGAUGAAAAUUACAGGCCUCUCUCAUCUUUUUAAGUGGGAGAACUUGCACAAUUGGUGGCUGACUAAAUACUUUUUUUCCCCACUGUAUAUCCAUUUUAUGGACACAGUCAAUUUUACAAUAAUUCUAUUUUGUUUGUUUUUACUCCUGAACUUCCUCAACCUCUCUGAUCAUUUUCAUGAUGUCCAUCCUGUUUGCUUCUAUAUGCCAUAUCUUUCUAACUGUGCUCUUUCACAAAAGCUCUCAACCUAUAACCUAUAUACUUAUUAUGGACACAGUAUGCUUACAUUAUUAGUUGAUCUUGUUGUUGUUAGUUGUUAUUAGUCCCAUCCUUCAACUCCAUUCAGCACCACCCAUUUAUCGCUUAACACCAUCCAUAUUGGAUUUCUAUUUGCCAUAUAUUUCUCGACUGUACUGUGGUGUUUUACAAAAGUUCUGAACCUUUCUAUUCUCAUUGUUUCUACAGAUUGUAAAUUGAAAAUAAACAUUUUUGCUAAAAGUAUUAUUAUAUUAUUGAUCGAUUGACUAUGACUUUUCAGAUCACCCAGUAAUGCUAUCUGCAGGGUUAGCUCCAGGUAAAUAUUGCAAUCUUUUAGCCAUUCCUGGACCUGUGUCCAAAAACAAGCUAUAAAUGGACAGUACCAAAACAAAUGAUCUAAUGAUUCUGUCUCUUCGCAGCAAAAUCUGCAGAGCUGGGAAGAUUGUAUCCCCCAUAUAAAUAACAUUCUAUUGGUAGCAAGAAUUUUAUAUAAUAAUUAAAAAAAUUAUACGUUUUGAAUCCGGCGUUGUUUUACGUAUCAGUUCAUAAACACUAUGCCAUGGGAUCGGUACGUCAAAAAUGUCUUCCCAACUAUUUUGCUAUCUAUAUGGGACGGCUGUCAAUCCUUUGGUCCUUAAAUGAAACUGCUAUACUUUGUUAUUUAUCACAGUUUUCUUUAACCAAUUAUGGUCUUUAAUGCAGGGCCGACAGACAAGUUCCUUACAUUUUCCCCCUUCCACUUUCCUCUUACAUAUUUGCGGUAAUGCUGCAAUUAUUUGGUUGUAAUUUUGGGUAGAGCAGACAUUUCCAUAUGUUUUUGUUAGCUGAAUGUGCGACAUAACUCCACCAGUCCUACCGAUGAUAUCAUUUAUGAAGAGUAUACCUUUUUUAAACAUUAUCAAUUAGUAUAUUUGAGUUUAACCACAAUAUUUGUUGCAUUAUUUGUUCUGGCGUUUCUGGCGGAUUAAAUUGAAAUUGCAACCAACCUUCUAUGUCUUGUUUUAGAAAUAGUGAUAUUUGGGAGAUUAUUUCCUUUUCAAGUACUUCAAAGUGAGAGGUUAUAAUCUGAAUAAAGGGAAAAAGGCCAUUCUUGAACAUUGGGUGAGACAAUCUUACUAAUUUGCUAGAUAACCAGUUCAGAUUUAAGUAUAACUUUUGUAUGACUGAAGCUUUUAGUGAUAUGUCUAAUGCUUUAAUAUUUAAUCAUUUCUGUCCUCCGAAUUCAUAUUCAUUAUAUCUCCUGAGUGGCGCAGUGGUCUAAGGCACUGUAUCGCAGUGCUAGCUGUGCCACUAGAGAUCCUGGUUCGAAACCGGGAGACCCAUGGGGCGGCGCACAAUUGGCCCAGCGUCGUCUAGGGUAGGGGAGGGAAUGGCCGGCAGGGGGUGUAGCUCAGUUGGUAGAGCAUGGCGUUUGCAACGCCAAGGUUGUGGGUUCAAUUCCCACGGGGGGUAUGAAAAAGAAUUGAAAAAAAAUUAUGUAUGCACUCACUAACUGUAAGUCGCUCUGGAUAAGAGCGUCUGCUAAAUGACUAAAAAAAAAAUAGGCCCGUUUAAUUUUGUCUGGCUUGCCGUUCCAAAUAAAAUUGAAUAUUUUUUUCUCAUAUAAUUUAAAAAACUGUUCGCUAGGCGUAGGCAAGACCAUAAGCAAAUAGGUAAACUGGGAUAAUACUAAAGAGUUAAUUAGGGUGAUUUUUCCACAAAUUAACAGGUAUUUACCUUUCCAUGGUAGCAAGAUCUUAUCUAUUUUUGCUAACUUUCUAUUAAAAUGUAUUGGAGUGAGAUCAUUUAUUUUAUUUGGGAUAUGUAUUCCGAGUAUAUCCACAUCACCAUCCGACCAUUUUAUUCGUAAAUUACCUGGUAAUGUAAAUUUUUUAUUUUUAGUGAUCCAAUACGUAAUAUAGUACAUUUAUCAUAAUUUCGUUGUAAUCCAGAGAGGUUAGAAAAUGUAUCUAGAUCCUCCAUGAGGCUGUGGAGGGAUUCAAGUUGUGGAUUUAAAAGAAAACAUGAAUCAUCAGCGUACAAUGACACCUUUGUUUUUAAGCCCUGGAUUUCUAAUUCUUUGAUAUUAUUGUUGGAUCUGAUUUUAAUAGCUAACAUCUCGAUGGCCAUAAUAAAUAGAUAUGCCGAUAGUGGAAAACCUUGUUUCACUCCUCUUGACAGUUUAAAACUUUCUGAGAAAUAGCCAUUAUUUACUAUUUUACACCUAGGGUUACUAUACAUGAUUUUAACCCAUUUUAUAAGAGAUUCUCCAAUUUGUAUUUGUGGUCCUGGCAACUGGACCUUUUUUGGAACAACAUUAUUUUUGUCUUACUGAGAUUUACUGUCAGGGCCUAAGAUCUAGGUGCUGCUGUAUGCCCUCCUUGGUUGGUGGCAGAAGCACCAGAUCAUCAGCAAACAGUAGACAUUUGACUUCAGAUUCUAGUAGGGUGAGGCCGGGUGCUGCAGACUGUUCCUAGUGCCCUCGCUAAUUCGUUGAUAUAUAUGUUGAAGAGGGUGGGGCUUAAACUGCAUCCCUGUCUCACCCCACGGCCCUGUGGAAAGAAACUUGUGUUUUUUGCCAAUUUUAACUGCACACUUGUUGUUUGUGUACAUGGAUUUUAUAAUGUCGUAUUUUUUCCCCCAACACCACUUUCCAUCAAUUUGUAUAGCAGACCCUCAUGUCAAAUUGAGUCAAAAGCUUCUUUGAAAUCUACAAAGCAUGAGAUGCCUUUGUUUUGGUUUGUUUGUUUGUCAAUUAGGGUGUGCAGGGUGAAUACGUGGUCUGUCGUACGGUAAUUUGGUAAAAAGCCAAUUUGACAUUUGCUCAGUACAUUGUUUUCACUGAGGAAAUAAACUAUUCUGCUGUUAAUGAUAAUGCAGAGGAUUUUCCCAAGGUUGCUGUUGACGCAUAUCCCACGGUAGUUAUUGGGGUCAAAUUUGUCUCCACUUUUGUGGAUUGGGGUGAUCAGUCCUUGGUUCCUAAUAUUGGGGAAGAUGCCAGAGCUAAGGAUGAUGUUAAAGAGUUUAAGUAUAGCCAAUUGGAAUUUGUGGUCUGUAUAUUUUAUCAUUUCGUUGAGGAUACCAUCAACACCACAGGCCUUUUUGGGUGAGGGUUUGUAUUUUGUCCUGUAGUUCAUUCAAUGUAAUUGGAGAAUCCAGUGGGUUCUGGUAGUUUUUAAUAGUUGAUUCUAAGAUUUGCAUUUGAUCAUGUAAUUUGUUUUGCUGUUUGUUCUUUGUUAUAUGGCCAAACAUAUUGGAGAAGUGGUUUACCCAUACAUCUCCGUUUUGGAUAGGUAGCUCUUCAUGUUGUUGUUUGUUUAGUGUUUUCCAAUUUUCCCAGAAGGGGUUAGAGUCUAUGGAUUCUUCAAUUACAUUGAGCUGAUUUCUGAUGCCGUUCCUUCUUUUUCCGUAGUGUAUUUCUGUAUUGUUUUAGUGAUUCAUCAUAGUGAAGGCUCAGGUUUUCUGGGUCUCUAUGUUUUUGGUUGGAUGGGUUUCUCAAUUUCUUUCUUAGGUUUUUGCAUUCUUCAUCAAACCAUUUGUCACUGUUGUUACUUUUCUUCUGUUUUCUGUUAGAGAUUUUUAGAUUUGAUAGGGAAUCUGAGAGGUCAAAUAUACUGUUUAGGUUUUCUACUGCCAAGUUUACACUUUCACUAUUACGGUGGAACAUUUUGUCCAGGAAGUUGUCUAAAAGGGAUUGAAUUUGUUGUUGCCUAGUAGUUUUUUGGUAGGUUUCGACACUACUUUCCUUGCAUUUCUUAAUAUUAUUCAGUUCCUUUGGCUUUGAUGCCUCAUGAUUGAGUAUUGCUCUGAUCAAGUAGACUGUGAUUUUCCUGGGGUCUGAUAGGGGUGUCAGUGGGCUGACUGUGAACGCUCUGAGAGACUGUGGGUUGAGGUCAGUGAUAAAGUAGUCUACAGUACUACUGCCAAGAGAUUAGCUAUAGGUGUAGCUACCAUAGGAGUCCCAUCGAAGCCUACCAUUGACUAUGUACAGUGGGGAGAACAAGUAUUUGAUACACUGCCGAUUUUGCAGGUUUUCCUACUUACAAAGCAUGUAGAGGUCUGUAAUUUUUUAUCAUAGGUACACUUCAACUGUGAGAGACGGAAUCUAAAACAAAAAUCCAGAAAAUCACAUUGUUUGAUUUUUAAGUAAUUAAUUUGCAUUUUAUUGCAUGACAUAAGCAUUUGAUACAUCAGAAAAGCAGAACUUAAUAUUUGGUACAGAAACCUUUGUUCGCAAUUACAGAGAUCAUACGUUUCCUGUAGGUCUUGACCAGGUUUGCACACACUGCAGCAGGGAUUUUGGCCCACUCCUCCAUACAGACCUUCUCCAGAUCCUUCAGGUUUUGGGGCUGUCUCUGGGCAAUACGGACUUUCAGCUCCCUCCAUAGAUUUUCUAUUGGGUUCAGGUCUGGAGACUGGCUAGGCCACUCCAGGACCUUGAGAUGCUUCUUACGGAGCCACUCCUUAGUUGCCCUGGCUGUGUGUUUUGGGUCGUUGUCAUGCUGGAAGACCCAGCCACGACCCAUCUUCAAUGCUCUUACUGAGGUAAGGAGGUUGUUGGCCAAGAUCUCGUGAUACAUGGCCCCAUCCAUCCUCCCCUCAAUACUGUGCAGUCGUCCUGUCCCCUUUGCAGAAAAGCAUCCCCAAAGAAUGAUGUUUCCACCUCCAUGCUUCACGGUUGGGAUGGUGUUCUUGGGGUUGUACUCAUCCUUCUUCUUCCUCCAAACACGGCGAGUGGAGUUUAGACCAAAAAGCUCUAUUUUUGUCUCAUCAGACCACAUGACCUUCUCCCAUUCCUCCUCUGGAUCAUCCAGAUGGUCAUUGGCAAACUUCAGAUGGGCCUGGACAUGCGCUGGCUUGAGCAGGGGGACCUUGCGUGCGCUGCAGGAUUUUAAUCCAUGACGGCGUAGUGUGUUACUAAAGGUUUUCUUUGAGACUGUGGUCCCAGCUCUCUUCAGGUCAUUGACCAGAUCCUGCCGUGUAGUUCUGGGCUGAUCCCUCACCUUCCUCAUGAUCAUUGAUGCCCCACGAGGUGAGAUCUUGCAUGGAGCCCCAGACCGAGGGUGAUUGACCGUCAUCUUGAACUUCUUCAAUUUUCUAAUAAUUGCGCCAACAGUUGUUGCCUUCUCACCAAGCUGCUUGCCUAUUGUCCUGUAGCCCAUCCCAGCCUUGUGCAGGUCUACAAUUUUAUCCCUGAUGUCCUUACACAGCUCUCUGGUCUUGGCCAUUGUGGAGAGGUUGGAGUCUGUUUGAUUGAGUGUGUGGACAGGUGUCUUUUAUACAGGUAACGAGUUCAAACAGGUGCAGUUAUUACAGGUAAUGAGUGGAGAACAGGAGGGCUUCUUAAAGAAAAACUAACAGGUCUUUGAGAGCCGGAAUUCUUACUGGUUGGUAGGUGAUCAAAUACUUAUGUCAUGUAAUAAAAUGCAAAUUAAUUACUUAAAAAUCAUACAAUGUGAUUUUCUGGAUUUUAGAUUCCGUCUCUCACAGUUGAAGUGUACCUAUGAUAAAAAUUACAGACCUCUACAUGCUUUGUAAGUAGGAAAACCUGCAAAAUCGGCAGUGUUUCAAAUACUUGUUCUCCCCCUUUUUUUAAAUUUUUUAAUUUGGGGGGGAAAAUUUUUUUUUGGGGUUUUUUUUUUUGGGGGUUUUUUGGGGCUUUUAAAAAAAAGGGGAGGGAAAUUUUAAAGAAAACUAGGGGGGGGGGCCCUGGUUGGGGGGGAAAAAAACCCCCCCCCCAAAAAAAAGGGGGUUUUUUAAAAAAAUUUUUUUAAAAAAAAAAAAAAGGUUUUUUUCCCCCCUUAAGGUUCCAAAAAAAAAAAAGGGGGGGGGGGGGUUUGUGGGGGGAAAAAGGGGGGGGGGGAAAAAAUUUUUUUAAAAGGGGAAAAGGGGGGGGGAAAGGGGAAAAAAAGGGGGUUUUUUUUUUUUUUUCCCCCCCUUUUUUUUUUGGGGAAAAAAAAAAAGGGGGGGGAAAAAAAGGGGGGGGGGCCCCGGGGGGGGGGGGGGGGUUUUGGGGGGGGGGGGGUUUUUUUUAAAAAAAAAAAUUUAAAAAAAAGGGGGGGGUUUUUUAAAAAGGGGGGGGGGGGUUUUAAAAAAAAGGGGUUUUUUUGGGGGGGGCCCCCCCAACCCCCCAAAAAAAAAAUUUUUUUAAAAAAAAAACCCCCGGGUUUUAAAAAAAACCCCCCCCCCCCCUUUUUUUUUUUUUAAAAAAAAUUUUAAAAAGGGGGGCCCCCCGGGGUUUGGCCCCCCCAAAAACCCCAAAAGGGGUUUUUUUUUUCCCCCUUUAAAAAAUUUUUUUUUCCCCCCGGGGGGUUUUUUUUGGGGGGGGGUUUUUUUUAAAUUUUUUUUUUUCUUUUUUUUUUCCCUUUUUUUUUGGGGGGGGGGCCUUUUUUUAAAAAAAAAAAAAUUUUUUUUUUUUUUUUUUUUUUUCCCCUUUUUUUUAAAAAUUUUUUUUUUAAAAAAAAAAUUUUUUUAAAAUUUUUGGGGGGGAAAUUUUGGGGGGGGGGAAAGGGGGGGGGGGGGGUUUUGGGGAAAGGGGGGUUUUUCCCUUUUUUAAAAAAAAAAAAGAAAAAAAAGAAAAAAAGGGGGAAAAGGGGGGGGGAAAAAAAAAGGGGGGGGGGAAAAAAAAGGGGGAAGAAAAAGGGGGGAAAAUUUUUAAAAAGGGGGGGGUUUUGGGGGGGGGGGGGGGGGGGGGGGCGGGGGGGGGGAAAAAAAAGGGGGGGAAGGGGGGAAAAGGGGGGGUUUUUUUUGGGGGCCGGGAUUUUUUUGGGGGGGGUUUUUGUGUUUUUUUUUUUUUUUUAAAAAAAAGGGGGGGGUUUUUGGGGGGGUGGGGGGGGAAAAAAACCCCCCAAAAGGGGGGGGGGGAAAAAAAAAAAAAAAAAAAAAAAAGGGGGGGGGGGAAAGGGGGGAAAAAAAUUGGGGGGCCCCCGGGGGUUUUCCCUUUUUUCCCUUUUUUUUUUUUUUUUUGGGGGGGGGGCCCCCCGGGGGGGGGGGGGGAAAAGGGGGGGGGGAAAAGGGGGGGGAAAACCGGGGGGGGGGGGGGAAAAAAAAGGGAGGGGGGAAGAAAAGGGGAAAAGGGGGGGGGGGGGAAAAAAGGGGGGGGGGGAAAAGGGGGGGGGGGGGGGGUUUGGGGGGGCCCCCGGGGGGGGAAAAAGGGGCGAAGGGGGGGGGGGGGGGGGCCCGGAAAGGGGGAUGGGGGGAGGGGAAGGGAAAAAAAAAAAGGGAGAGAAAAAAAAAAAAAAAAAGGGGGGGGGGGAAGGGGGGGGGGAACCUUGGGGGGGGGGGGCGGGGGGGAAAAAGGGAGAGGGGAAGGGGGGGGGGGGGGGGGGAAAAAAAGGGGGGGGGGGGGGGGGGGGGUUUUUUUUUUUUUUUCCCUUUUUCCCCGGCCCCUUUUUCCCCCCCUUUUCUUUUUUCCCUUUUUUUUUUCCCCCUUUUCCCUUUUUUUUUUUUUUCUUUUUUUUUUUUUUUAUCCCCUCCCCCCUUUUCCCUUUUUUUUUUUUUUUUUAUCUCUUUUUUUUUUUUUUGGGGGUUUUUUUUGGGGGGGGGGGGGGGGGGGGGAAAAAACCCCUUUUUUUUUUCCCCCCCUCUCUUCCCCCUUCUAUUCUUUUUUUCCCCCUCUUUCUUUUUUUUUUUUGGGUUUUUUUUGGGGGGGGGCAAAGGGGGCCCCCCCGGGGGGGGGGGGGGGGGAAAAAAAAAGGGGGGGGAAAAAGGGGAGAGGGGGGAAGGGGGGAGGGGGCCCCCGGGGGGGGGGGGAAACCGGGGGGGGGGGAAAAGGAGGGGGGGGGGGAGGGGAAAAAAGGGGGGGAAAAAACCCCCCAAAGGGGGGGGGGGGUUUUUAAAAUUUUUUUUUUUUUUUUUUUCUCUCUCUUCUCUCUCUUUUUUUUCCCCCCUCUCUCCCCCCCCCUUUUUGGGGGGGUUUUUAAAAAAACCCACAGGGGUGGAAAAAAAAUUUUUUUUCCCCAAAAAAAUUUUUAAAAAAGGGGGGGAAACCGGGGCCAAAGGGCAUCUUCCUCCCCCCCUGAAUGCCCCCCAAAAAUUUUUAAUUGGGGGUUUUUUUAAAAAAAGGGGGUUUUUUUCCCCUUUUUUUAAAAAAAUUAAAUUUUUGGGGGGGGAAAAAAGGGGGUUUUUUUGGGGGGGGCUUUUCCCCCUUUUUUUUUUUUUUUUUUUUAGCAGACCUUUUGGCAUCAGACCCGGCAUAUAUGAUUUUUGGGGGUUUUAUUUGGGGGGUUUUUAAAAAAAAAAAAUUUUUUAAAAAAAAAAAAAAAUUUUUUACAUAUUAAACCUUGGAAAAUUUCCCCCCGGGUUUUUAAAAAAUUUUUACGUUAAAUUUUUAAAAAAAAUUUUUUUUUCCCUUUAAACCCCACAAAACCCAAAAAAAGCAAAAAAAUUUUUUUAAAAAAAAACAAAUAUAUAAAUAAAAAAAUUAAAAAAAAUUAAAAAAAAAAACCCCCCCCCGGGGAAAAGGUUUUUUUUAAAGCCCCCCAAUUUUUUUGGGUUUUUUUUUUUUUUAAAAAAUGGGGGGAGGUUUUUUGGGGGGGGGGGGUUUUAGGCCCUUUUUCCCCCCAAUUUUUCCCCCCCCCCUUUUGGGUUCGGGGCCCCAAGGCCCCCUUUUGGGGUUUUUUUUUUCUUUGGCGGGGGGUUUUUUUGGGGGUUUUUUUGGGGGGCCCCCCCGGGGAAAAUUUUUUUUUUUAAAAAAUUUUUUUUUCCCCCCCUUUUCCCCCCUUUUUUCCCCCCUUCCCCCCAAAAAGGGGCCCCCUUUUGGGGGGGGGGGGAAAUUUUUGGGGAAAAAAAAAAAAGGGGGUCAUUUUUUUUCCCCGGGAAAAACCCCCCCUUUUUUGGGGGGGCCCGGGGGGGUUUUUUUUCCCCCCCGGGGGGGGGGGGUUUUUUUAAAAUUUUCCCCGGGAAAAUUUUUUUUUGGGGGGGGUUUUUUUCCCCCCCGGGGGGGGGGAAGGGGGCCCUUUUUGGGGCCCCCCCCAAAAAAUUUUGGGGGGGUUUUUUUGGGGGGGGGAACCUUUUUUUUUGGGGGCCAAAAUUUUAUUUAAAAUUUUUUAAACCCCCCUUUUUUUGGGCCCCCGGGGCCCCUUUUCAAUUUUUUUUUUUCCCUAUCAAUCUACACACAAUACUCCAUAAUGACAAAGCAAAAACAGGUUUUUAAAAAUGUUAGCAAAUAUAUAAAUAAAUAAAAUACGGAAAUAUUAAAUGUACAUAAGUAUUCAGACCCUUUAUUCAGUGCUUUGUUGAAGCACCUUUGGCAGCGAUUACAGCCUCGUCUUCUUGGGUAUAACGCUACAAGCUAGUCACACCUGUAUUUGGGUAGUUUCUCCAUUCUUCUCUGCAGAUGCUCUCAAGCUCUGUCAGGUUGGAUGGGGAGUGUUGCUGCACAGCUAUUUUCAGGUCUCUCCAGAGUUGUUAGAUCGGGUUCAAGUCCGGGCUCUGGCUGGGCCACUCAAGGACAUUCAGAGACUUGUCCCGAAGCCACUCAUGCAUUGUCUUGGCUGUUUACUUAGGGUCGUUGUCCUGUCGGAUGAUGAACCGUCGCCCCAGUUUGAGGUCCUGAGCGCUCUGGAGCAGGUUUUCAUCAAGGAUCUCUCUGUACUUUGCUCUAUUAAUCUUUCCCUCUAUUAAUCUUUCCCUCCCUGUCCCCCACAGCAUGAUGCUGCCACCACCAUGCUUCACUGUAGGGAUGGUGCCAGGUUUCCUGCAGACGUGACGCUUGGCAUUCAGGCCAGAGAGUUCAUUCUUGGUUUCAUCAGACCAGAGAAUCUUGUUUCUCAUGGUCAGUCCUUUAGGUGCCUUUUGGCAAACUCCAAGCGGGCUGUCAUGUGCCUUUUACUGAGGAGUGGUGUCCUUCUGGCCACUCUACCAUAAAGGCCUGAUUGGUGGAGUGCUGCAGAGAUAGUUGUCCUUCUGGAAGGUUCUCCCAUCUCCACAGAGGAACUUUGGAGCUCUGUCAGAGUGACCAUCAGGUUCUUGGUCACCUCCCUGACCAAGGCCCUUCUCCCACGAUUGCUCAGUUUGGCCAGGCGGCCAGCUCUAGGAAGCGUCUUGGUGGUUCCAAACUCCUUCCAUUUAAGAAUGAUGGAGGCCACUGUGUUCUUGGGGACCAUCAAUGCUGCAUACAUUUUUUGGGAACCUUCCCCAGAUCUGUGCCUCGACACAAUCCUGUCUCGGAGCUCUACUGACAAUUCCUUCGACCUCAUGGCUUGGUUUUUGCUCUGACAUACACUGUCAAUUGUGGGACCUUAUAUAGACAGGUGUGUGCCUUUCCAAAUCAUGUCCAAACAAUUGAAUUUACCACAGGUGGACUCCAAGUUGUAUAAACAUCUCAAGGAUGAUCAAUGGAAACAGGAUGCACCUGAGCUCAAUUUCGAGUCUCAUAGCAAAGGGUCUGAAUACUUAUGUAAAUAAGGUAUUUCAGUUUUUUGUUUUUAAUACAUUUUCAAAAAUGUCUAAAAGCCUGUUUUCACUUCUUCAUUAAGGGGUCGUGUGUAGAUUGAUGAGGUAAUUGUUUUAUUGAAUCCAUUUUAGAAUACAUUUGUAACGUAACAAAAUGUGGAAAAAGGGAAGGUGUCCAAAUACUUUCCGAAUUCACUGUGGUUGUGUGUGUGUAUAUAUAUAUAUAUAUAUAUAUAUAUAUAUAUAUAUAUAUAAUAUAUUUAUUACUUUUUUUGACAAUAAACAAAAAAACAUACAUAGACCAAAACAGCAGACAAUUUAACAUUUAUAUCCACUGAGUAUACAUCCCAUUAUGCCCUUUCCAUGACAUUGACUGACCAGGUGAAUCCAGGUGAAAGCUAUGAUUCCUUAUUGAUGUCAAUUGUUAAAUCUACUUAAAUCAGUGUAGAUUAAGGGGAGAAGACAGGUUAAAGAAGGACUUUUAAGCCUUGAGACAAUUGAGACGUGUGUGUGUGCCAUUCAGAGGUUGAAUGGGCAAGACAAAAGAUUUAAGUGCCUUUGAACGGGGUAUGGCAGUAGAUGCUUGGCCACUGGUUUGAGUGUGUCAAGAACUGCAAUGCUGCUGGGUUUUUCACACUCAACAGUUUCCUGUGUGUAUCAAGAAUGGUCCACGGCCCAAAGGACAUCCAGCCAAUUUGACACAACUGUGGGAAGCAUUGGAGUCAACAUGGGCCAGCAUCCCUUUGGAACGCUUUCGACCCUUGUAGAGUCCAUGCCCCAACGAAAUAAGGCUGUUCUGAGGGGGGAGGUUUCAACUCAAUAUUAGGAAGGUAUUCCUGGGCCUCCCGAGUGGCGCAGCGGUGUAAGGCACUGCAUCACAGUGCUAGAGGUGUCACUACAGACCCGGGUUCAAUCCCGGGCUGUAUCACAACAAAACAUUUGUUGCUACUAGAAACAAUAAGGAAGGUGUUCCUAAUGUUUUGUACACUAAAUACCAUUCAUUUUUUAUAGAUCCGCUUUAAUAUUGUAGAUAGAUUGUGGCUUCCGUCAAUUUAUUUAUUUAUUUUUAUUUUACCUUUAUUUAACUAGGCAAGUCAGUUAAGAACAAAUUCUUAUUUACAAUGACGGCCUACACCGACCAAACCCAGACGACGCUGGGCCAAUUGUGCACCGCCCUAUGGGACUCCCAAUCACGGCCGGUUGUGAUACAGCCUGGAAUCGAACCAGUGGGUCUGUAGUGACGCCUCAAGCACUGAGAUGCAGUGCCUUAAUGUCAAUGUAAUUGCAUCAUUACCAAUCCCCCAUAUAUUUUUUGGGAAAAUAUAUAUACCAUUAUCUUAAUAUGGCCAUUAUCUUAACAUGUCUUAUUCAGUAAGAAACAUGAACAUUCAGUAAUAUUAGAUAUCAUCUUGGGUCAUUACAGUAAGUCAACCCUUACGUCUGUAUCAAUUAAUCAAUCAGGUAAUACACAACCCAAUCACCCAAUGUUAGGCAGACUGCUGGGUCUUAUUAACCCUUUUUAAUCAAUAUGCACUUCCUUUCUUUUGAGGUGGUAGUCGUUAGCUUUAGAGAUCCAGCUCCACAGGCCUAGAGACCAGGACUUAUUGAUCCCCUGUUCUGAUUGGAAGCUUCCCAUCAGUAGUGGGGGAGGAUGGGGGAGGUGGUAGUCAGGGUCACAUACUGGCUCUUACAGGGUAGAUCAUCUUACCUCUCUUUCUCUCUCUUUCCCUCUCUUUCCCUCCCCCAUUCUGUUCUGUUACCACAGCUGUCGCAGGCAGAUGGAGAGAACAUGGCGGCGCCUCUGUGUGUGUGUGUGUGUGUGGCGAAACGAAUGGGAAAUGUGUUACAUUGGGUUUACGGUGACCAUUUGGGGCUGAACUGACGUUGGCAGGUGGUGGCAUGUCACGCAUGUGAUGCCAGAGACAGGUUUCACAUUUGACACAGCCAACACACCGCUCUGCUGCAGUGUGUGUGUGUGUGUGUGUGUGUGUGUGUGUGGUUUGUUGCCCAUAACUCCUCCUCCUUCGCACACACCCAUCCACACACCAUUAAACUGUCAAACAGUGUAUAUGCGCUGCUGCACACUGGAACUUCAUCCAGACCUGUGACAGUCAGGCUUCCCCAGAACUGACGGCGAAAAACACAGCAACCUAUGCACACAAACACACACACACUGCAGUGAGCCACACACACACAAACAUCCACCCAAAGACAAGCUGAUAUGGAGUUUGAAUUUCAAAAGCGUUUUGUUCCAGUCACACACACACCAGGCAGACAACAACAUAGCCUGUCCCUGACUCCCUGCAUUUCUCAGCUCCCCUACUGUGAGAGAAGAGGAGGGGAGGAGGAGGAGGAGAGGGAUGGGAUGGGAUGAGGGGGAGAGGGAGAGGGGAGGAGGAGAAGAGAUUCAUAUUCAGUGUUUAAUAGUCACAUGUACAGGGUUGCAGGUGUGAUUGCAGGGUACAGUGUUUAAUAGUCACAUGUACAGGGUUGCAGGUGUGAUUGCAGGGUACAGUGAAAAUAUUAGGCUCCAAGCCCCAACAUGCAGGACUAAGUGAAAUAAAAUAAUGAAAAUGGUAAUAAAAAACAACAAUAUAACUAGAAAUAGCACUAUACACAUCGUCACAACUGUAGCAGUGAUGAAUAAAUAAAUGUCCAUUGGGGUGGAGGUAGAGUAAAGACUGUUGUGGGGGUGGGGGUGGGGGGGGAUGACCAUAGGGGGAGCUGCAGGUAAGAUACCGUUGAAGGUGUGGGUAAGGGCAGUGUGCAGUGCAAUGGCGAUUGCGUCGUCCGUGGAUCUGUUAGGCGAAUUGGAGCGGGUCAAGUGUGUCGGGAGGGAGGAGGUGAUAUGGUCUUUUGACUAGCCUCUCGAAGCACUUUGUGAUGACUGGAGUGCUACUGGUCGGUAGUCAUUCAGAUCAGUUACUUUCCCUUUCUUGGGCACGGGUAUGAUAGUGGAAAUCUUGAAGAAGGUGGUUAUAGUGGCCUGAGAUAGGGAGAGAUUGAAAAUGUCAGAGAACACAACAGCUGAGGGCACGGCUAAGGAUGCCGUCUGGGCCGGCAGCCUUGCAAGGGUUAACACGUUUGAAUGACUUCCAUACGUCCUCAGUGGAGACUGUGAGUGUGUAGCCCACAUUGUCAUCAGGGGGCUCUCCUUAGCAGCUCAGGGUCAUUGUGCUUGAAUCGUGAGAAAAAGGUGUUUAGCUUCUCCGGUAGGGUGUUGUUGGUGACCGUGAUGUGGCUGGCUUUCUUUUAGUAAUCUGUGAUCGUUACGACCCGCUGAAUUCCUCUUCCACUUUCUCCCUAUACUUGUGUUCCGCCAUCUUGAUCAAUCUGCGUAAGUCAUAUUUGUACUGUUAAACCCAUCUAUUGUCCCUGGUCACCUUGCCAUGUUUAUAAGCAGCAUCUCUCUCUUUCAGUUUUCCUACAAGGCUGCUAUCAAUCCACGGUUUUUGAUUCGGGUACGUUUUGAAAGAUACUAUCGGUAUCACAUCAUCUAUGAAUUUUUUGAUGAAUCCGGUGACUGAGUCGGUGUAUUCAUCAACAUUAUCUUCAGAGGUGACCUGGAACAUAUUCCAGUCUACGUGAUCAAAACAGUCUUGGAGCGUGAAUUCUGAUUGGUCUGACCAUGACCACCGGAACUUCCCUCUUGAGUCUUUGUUUGUAGGCGGGGAGAAGCAAGAUGGAGUCAUGGGGAGGGGAGACAGGAGGCGACGAGAGGAGGGAUAGGAGACGAGACGAGCGAUAGGAGCAGUGAAGGGUUGAAAUGGAGGGAGGCAGGGUAACAGACAGAGCCCAGAUAGACCCAUCAUCUCACUAACAUCUCUGCAUCUCUCACCUGCUGCUGGGGCUGGGAGCAUCCAUGGGGGGAUAGCAGGGCAGGGGACUGGGAGGGUGGAGUGUUUGGGAGAGUGUAGGUGGUUGGCUGGGGAUGGGGCAGAGACUGCAGAGAGUGACUAGAGCCGGGGCUGGGAAGGUAGGACAGCUGGCUGAGGCUGUGGAUGUAAAGGCAGACAGAUGACAGGGCUAGGUAGGUUUGUAUUCCAUAGAGUAGUGAGUAACAUCAGACCAUUCACCGUCAUGAGGGCACAGUGUUCUGUCUUCUGUUUGUUUUUUUGCAAACCAUGACUAAUGUCUAGAUAGAUUGUUAUUCUGUAUCCAGCCAGGCCGAUCUGCUGUUGUUGAUUAGACUCUGAAAGCACGCUGAUGAGGAUUCUGAAUGCCUCCCCAUCCUCACUAGCUAGUGGAAAAUCCCAUUCGUUUGAUCUGGCUGAGCCAAAAUAUAGGAGGCGCAGCAUAACACCAUCUCUCCCUCUCUUAUGCCAGCUAUUCUUCCUUACUGCGGUAUUCCCAUGGGAACCCACUUUCUGCUGCAGGAAUCACAGGCACAUCUGUACAGCUGCUUUGCUUUGUCUUAUCUGGACAUGAAAGAGGGAGAGAGGGAAGCUAGAGGAGAGAGAGGGGGGAUGGAGGGAGAGAGAGGGGGGUGGGGGGAGAGAGAGGGGUGUGGGGUGAGAGAGAGGGGUGUGGGGGGAGAGAGGGAAGAGUCAUGUUCCCUUAAGGGUGAUAAUGCUCUGGUACCUGACACCUAGCCAGGCAGGCUCUUAAAUCCAGCUCAUCAUCAUUUCAUGAGCAGGCAUUGUACUGCUGCAUAUCACUGUCUGAUCAGCCAUCAGAGCCAGUGUUUUCCCUCGACCCACAGAUUGAUUGGGCCAGUUUGGAGAAGGAGGUCAGGAGGAGGGCUGUGGUGCUGAUCUGGGGCCUGUGUUUCAGAAGCCUUGUUUUUGUUGUGGCACACCCCAUAUGGCUGCUAAUUGCUCUUUUGACCAAUCACAUCAGAUAUUUUCUAGAGCUGAUCUGAGUGGUCAAAAGACCAAUUAGUGGAAAAAAAAUCUCAGGAUUGUGCUGGCUGUGUAAACAGCCUAUGUGAUUUCUAUUGUUUCUGGCAGGUUGGCAUGUGUAUUUUCUAUUGCUUCACCUUAAUAUAUGGGUUAGUACAUACAGUGGGGAGAACAAGUAUUUGAUACACUGCCGAUUUUGCAGGUUUUCCUACUUACAAAGCAUGUAGAGGUCUGUAAUUUUUAUCAUAUGUACACUUCAACUGUGAGCGAAGGAAUCUAAAACAAAAAUCCAGAAAAUCACAUUGUAUGAUUUUUAAGUAAUUAAUUAGCAUUUUAUUGCAUGACAUAAGUAUUUGAUCACCUACCAACCAGUAAGAAUUCCGGCUCUCACAGACCUGUUAGUUUUCCUUUAAGAAGCCCUCCUGUUCUCCACUCAUUACCUGUAUUAACUGCACCUGUUUGAACUCGUUACCUGUAUAAAAGACACCUGUCCACACACUCAAUCAAACAGACUCCAACCUCUCCACAAUGGCCAAGACCAGAGAGCUGUGUAAGGACAUCAGGGAUAAAAUUGUAGACCUGCACAAGGCUGGGAUGGGCUACAGGACAAUAGGCAAGCAGCUUGGUGAGAAGAUAACAACUGUUGGCGCAAUUAUUAGAAAAUGGAAGAAGUUCAAGAUGACGGUCAAUCACCCUCGGUCUGGGGCUCCAUGCAAGAUCUCACCUCGUGGGGCAUCAAUGAUCAUGAGGAAGGUGAGGGAUCAGCCCAGAACUACACGGCAGGACCUGGUCAAUGACCUGAAGAGAGCUGGGACCACAGUCUCAAAGAAAACCAUUAGUAACACACUACGCCGUCAUGGAUUAAAAUCCUGCAGCGCACGCAAGGUCCCCCUGCUCAAGCCAGCGCAUGUCCAGGCCCGUCUGAAGUUUGCCAAUGACCAUCUGGAUGAUCCAGAGGAGGAAUGGGAGAAGGUCAUGUGGUCUGAUGAAACAAAAAUAGAGCUUUUUGGUCUAAACUCCACUCGCCGUGUUUGGAGGAAGAAGAAGGAUGAGUACAGCCCCAAGAACACCAUCCCAACCGUGUAGCAUGGAGGUGGAAACAUCAUUCUUUGGGGAUGCUUUUCUGCAAAGGGGACAGGACGACUGCACCGUAUUGAGGGGAGGAUGGAUGGGGCCAUGUAUCGCAAGAUCUUGGCCAACAACCUCCUUCCCUCAGUAAGAGCAUUGAAGAUGGGUCGUGGCUGGGUCUUCCAGCAUGACAACGACCCGAAACACACAGCCAGGGCAACUAAGGAGUGGCUCCGUAAGAAAUAUCUCAAGGUCCUGGAGUGGCCAAGCCAGUCUCCAGACCUGAACCCAAUAGAAAAUAUUUGGAGGGAGCUGAAAGUCCAUAUUGCCCUGCGACAGCCCCGAAACCUGAAGGAUCUGGAGAAGGUCUGUAUGGAGGAGUGGGCCAAAAUCCUUGCUGCAGUGUGUGCAAACCUGGUCAAGACCUACAGGAAACGUAUGAUCUCUGUAAUUGCAAACAAAGGUUUCUGUACCAAAUAUUAAGUUCUGCUUUUCUGAUGUAUCAAAUACUUAAGUCAUGCAAUAAAAUGCAAAUUAAUUACUUAAAAAUCAUACAAUGUGAUUUUCUGGAUUUUUGUUUUAGAUUCCGUCUCUCACAGUUGAAGUGUACCUAUGAUAAAAAUUACAGACCUCUACAUGCUUUGUAAGUAGGAAAACCUGCAAAAUCGGUAGUGUAUCAAAUACUUGUUCUCCCCACUGUAUGAGUUCACAUUAUAUUAUAUAUUGUGUCAGUACACAUUAGUGUUGCGCUACCGUGGGUCUAAAUAAUCUAUAGUCCAUAGGAGAGAUUCAUCUCUUGGUCUUACUCAGCAAAUCCAUAUCAUCUGUUUCGCAAAAGGUUAGCUGUAAAAACAUAACGACACCGAAGCACACACUUCACACUCGCCAAUGACUUGCUAAGCUGAUAUAGCUAGCGUGUCUUGCCUGCUCAAUGUGCCUGCUAGCUAGCUUAAUUGAUAAACACAGAUGGAACAUAGCUAGAUAGUGAUUUUGGGCACCGAUUAACAGCAUGUAGCUUGUGUAGCAUGUAGCUUGUUUAUCUACAAUAGUUUGACAGCUUGCUGAUGAAUGUUGUCAGAAAUCAGUCCUGACAGCAGCAUACUCCAUAUUGUCUGCAGAGCACUACUAGUUUUCAUUCACAUGCACCAAACAUCUUAGCUAGAUAUAAAAUUGCGCAAUUAAAACCUUGACAAAAAUGUCAAUUUAUUACAGAUUUAUUGAUUUAUCUUAGAUUAAUUCUGACCAUUUUGAGGAAGUGGUACUACUGGCUAUGUUGUUGCUAUGGUGUCUCAAAAGCGACAAACAACAGUAACUGCCAGGAUACGAUAACACACCCACUUCGAACCACAGCCCCAAGACUGAAAUCAACAGAAAAACACAUGGGGAAUCCUGAGUUCAGUCACUCCUUAAGAAUGUUCUCUCUUUCUCCCAAUGGAAUCUCAUUGUGUUGCUGCUGGCCCAAGUGUCCUCCUUCAGUGUUGUGUCCUGAGGUAGCAGUGGAUAAACUAUCUGAACAAACACUCCUGCCACUCACAUUGGUCCCAGGGUCUCUCGCUCACUCUCUCCCUCUUUCUCUCUCUCUCCUCCCAGCUCAACACACCACCACCAUAUAGAUUCCACCUGCACUCAAUUUAUAUGAAAGCCACCCCUCACCCCCUUCUCUCCCUCUAAACCUGCCAAAACAUGAUAAAUGACCACCAUUGCUCCAACUCCCCUUCUUGUGCGUUGCAUCGGUUGUCUCAGGGACUACGAUCUUAUUUCCCUUCUUAGAAAAUCCAAGUAAACCUCCACUUGUCCGUGCAUGUGUGUAUGUGCGUGCGUGCAUAUUUAUUCGUUGCCCCAGGCCAUCUUAAUUUCCACACAUAAACCUGUCGGUUGUCUUAUUCCAGCACUGCGGGGCAUACAUAUGCAUGACAUCGACUCUAUAUACAUGAUACACUGUAGGAUGAAUAGAAUGGCGCUGGAGGAGAUGGCUGCCGUUUUACAGGCUCCUAACCAAUUGUGCUUUUGUGUGUGUUUUUUCGCGUUAUUUGUAACUUAUUUUGUACAUAAUGUUUCUGCCACCGUCCCUUAUGACCGUCUAUUUUUUACUUAACACUUAUUUUUCUUAAAACUGCAUUGUUGGUUAAGGGCUUGUAAGUAAGCAUUUCACUGUAAGGUCUACACCUGUUGUAUUCGGCGCAUGUGACAAAUACAAUUUGAUUUGAUUUGAAUACAGAAUACACCGUAGGAUGAAUCUCUAUAUGGGAUACACAGUAGGAUGAAUCUCUAUACAGGCUACACCAUAGGAUGAAUGUCUAUAUGGGAUACACAGUAGGAUGAAUCUCUAUACAGGCUACACCAUAGGAUGAAUCUCUAUAUGGGAUACACAGUAGGAUGAAUCUCUAUACAGGCUACACCAUAGGAUGAAUCUCUAUAUGGGAUACACAGUAGGAUGAAUAUCUAUAUGGGAUACACCAUAGGAUGCAGCCUCCUGUGGCCCCUAGCUAAUAGCCUCUACUGUCACUCAGAGCUAACCGAGAAAAUGGAUGGGAAUAUGGGAAAUCAUUCCGAGUGCGGUAAAUUAUCCUUUCCCCUUGAUUGCUUAAUCAUAACUCAAUUUCUGACUCAAAUGAAUUUGAAAUUCGUUGGAGCAGAGGGUGAGAUUGGCCAUAAAGAAGAAGAAGAAGCUCAAACCACAUUUGGUCCCUUCAUCAGAUGUUGUGCUCUUUAAGUGGUUUCACUGACCCUCUAAAUGGAUUCUCGUCUUACUGUUAGUGCUAUUCUUAUCUCUCUGUCCUGUAGCAGGCAAUUUAACCUUUGAUCUAUUCUGUUAUUGAACUAGCUCUGAGCAUUCACAAGGUUGCCUGUUUCCUAAUGGCAAGUGGACCAUUGUAUUAUACAUUGAGUCUUCAUGUCUGAAAUAGUGAAUGUACAUGUCUAUAUGUAGCCGUUGAGUCUGACUGGGCUGGGGUGGUGAUCUGUCUUAUACCAGUGGGGGUGUGAUUGUUGGUAGAGUUAAAGCUGUUCAUUUAUGUUUUUCUCCAGUACUGUGUGGGAAUAAAAUGCCGUCUGCUUUUCCCAGAGCAUAGUAAUCCAUUUCACAUGUUCCCGAUCCCCUCAGAUCCUCCGUAGCUGCAGUGAGGCACAGCUGUAUUGGAGAUCCCACAUUCAUAAUGUGGAGAAGCUGGUUUUUCAGGCCAUCUGAGUGGAGAAGACCCAUACAUAUUUAAUCUUCUCUCUCCCCCCAUGUUUUUAUUCAUCUCAGCCCUAAUCAGCUCUCCACAUUCUGAAUGUAUAAUCAUGCUAUUAUACUGUGCCUGCUGCAGUUAGCUUCAAGCUGGAGAUCUCUGGGCCAGAUACCAUCAGAUACAAUCACAUCAGAUGAGCUAGAAACGGGCUUUGUCCACCACUGAAUAUGCAGGUAGUCUACAGAAAUAGCCUCAAUCGUCUCAUUUCUUUCCUAGAACAUACCCUUUCACUGUCUUCUUACUCAUAAUUGCUCUUAGGGAUGGUGUGUGCUCUGGGCUCCGAGAGUGAACUUCCAGAUCAGCCCAAGCACUCUGUCCCAUUACCACGUUGCUGAAUAACAACGCAAUCAUUUCAAUUACCACAGGGCCAGGACUCGGGUCUGCAGAACCGGGGUCCCGGAGUCGUAAUUGGAGGGAUGGACCAUUUGAGGAAAAACGUUGUAGUUAUCUUCCUUGGUGAAAUUGCCUCAGUCUUGGGGAAAGAAAUUGAGGCGCUGCAACAUUCUGUGAUAAUUCAGUGGCGGUUUGGUUUGUAGGAAGAGGAGGUCAGUCUGAAAGUCACUUUCCCUGAUAAUUAGAACGAAACAAAACUUUCCGGCUUUGACUCCUCCGUCCUUCACAGGCGUGAAAUUAAUCGGUGAGAAAGAGAGAAGUCAGUGUAAAGGUUUGCCGUGCCGCUAAAUGAGACGCCGCCUGCUCUGUACAUUCAGAUGGUCUGAGGGAGAGGAGGAGCAGGAGAGAGAAAAACUGUCACAGUAAAUUCUUCACACUUUUUUCACAGCCUAAGCUUUUAAUCGCGGAAGCCACAAGGAUGCAUGAAAUGGAAUUAGAAUUUCAGAUCUAUUGAUCCUGUAUUGAUGGAUAGCAAGGGGGGGGCUUAGGCCAGACGGAUGGAGCUGUUGCUGGCUUUGAAAUACAACCUGUCUAAGAAAAUGAGUUUGUUUGCAUUUCCAUGUGUGCAUGUUGUGUUUAGCUUUAGGCACCACACAGCAAAGGGGAAUUAUCACUUUCUUUUGAAGUCCCUAAUCUCCAACAGGAUAGAAAGGACAGGAUGAAUGCAAAUUGUGAGAUAUAGUUCAGCUGUAAGAAGUACCACUACUUUCUUCUUGACAGCAACAUCUGACUGCUGUAGAAUUUGAAAGGCUAUCAUCAGUGGUCAGAAGCAGUGUAGCCUCCCUAUAUGUACAGUGGGGGAAAAAAGUAUUUAGUCAGCCACCAAUUGUGCAAGAUCUCCCACUUAAAAAGAUGAGAGAGGCCUGUAAUUUUCAUCAUAGGUACACGUCAACUAUGACAGACAAAAUUAGAAUUUUUUUUCCAAAAAAUCACAUUGUAGGGUUUUUAAUGAAUUUAUUUGCAAAUUAUGGUUCAAAACAAGUAUUUGGUCAAUAACAAAAGUUACUCAAUACUUUGUUAUAUACCCUUUGUUGGCAAUGACACAGGUCAAACGUUUUCUGUAAGUCUUCACAAGGUUUUCACACACUGUUGCUGGUAUUUUGGCCCAUUCCUCCAUGCAGAUCUCCUCUAGAGCAGUGAUGUUUUGGGGCUGUCGCUGGGCAACACGGACUUUCAACUCCCUCCAAAGAUUUUCUAUGGGGUUGAGAUCUGGAGACUGGCUAAGCCACUCCAGGACCUUGAAAUGCUUCUUACGAAGCCACUCCUUCGUUGCCCGGGCGGUGUGUUUGGGAUCAUUGUCAUGCUGAAAGACCCAGCCACGUUUCAUCUUCAAUGCCCUUACUGAUGGAAGGAGGUUUUCACUCAAAAUCUCACGAUACAUGGCCCCAUUCAUUCUUUCCUUUACACGGAUCAGUCAUCCUGGUCCCUUUGCAGAAAAACAGCCCCAAAGCAUGAUGUUUCCACCCCCAUGCUUCACAGUAGGUAUGGUGUUCUUUGGAUGCAACUCAGCAUUCUUUGUCCUCCAAACACGACGAGUUGAGUUUUUACCAAAAAGUUCUAUUUUGGUUUCACCUGACCAUAUGACAUUCUCCCAAUCCUCUUCUGGAUCAUCCAAAUGCACUCUAGCAAUCUUCAGACGGGCCUGGACAUGUACUGGCUUAAGCAGGGGGACACGUCUGGCACUGCAGGAUUUGAGUCCCUGGCGGCGUAGUGUGUUACUGAUGAUAGGCUUUGUUACUUUGGUCCCAGCUCUCUGCAGGUCAUUCACUAGGUCCCCCCGUGUGGUUCUGGGAUCUUUGCUUGUGAUCAUUUUGACCCCACGGGGUGAGAUCUUGCGUGGAGCCCCAGAUCGAGGGAGAUUAUCAGUGGUCUUGUAUGUCUUCCAUUUCCUAAUAUUUGCUCCCACAGUUGAUUUCUUCAAACCAAGCUGCUUACCUAUUGCAGAUUCAGUCUUCCCAGCCUGGUGCAGGUCUACAAUUUUGUUUCUGGUGUCCUUUGAUAGCUCUUUGGUCUUGGCCAUAGUGGAGUUUGGAGUGUGACUGUUUGAGGUUGUGGACAGGUGUCUUUUAUACUGAUAACAAGUUCAAACAGGUGCCAUUAAUACAGGUAACGAGUGGAGGACAGAGGAGCCUCUUAAAGAAAAAGUUACAGGUCUGUGAGAGCCAGAAAUCUUGCUUGUUUGUAGGUGGCCAAAUACUUAUUUUCCACCAUAAUUUGCAAAUAAAUUAAUUACAAAUCCUACAAUGUGAUUUUCUGGAUUUUGUUUUCUCAAUUUGUCUGUCAUAGUUGACGUGUACCUAUGGUGAAAAUUACAGGCCUCUCUCAUCUUUUUAAGUGGGAGAACUUGCACCAUUGGUGGCUGACUAAAUACUUUUUUUCCCCCACUGUAUAUACUAUAGCCUCUGUGAAGAUGUCUGUACUUGAAUGGCGCAAGUGGUACUGUGCUCACCCUGUAACUGCAGUCGCUGGUUCAAAUCCUGCUCCAGCUGUUCCCCCCCUAAAUCGCUACACAAGUAGAAAUUGAUAGCCUUCAUGGAAGGAGUCUGUAGUGAGCCAGUGCCAUCCAUUAACACAUUUGCUGCUGUCCUAAUGUCAUCAGUGUCCAGAUGAAUGGAUAGCAGAUUAGGGAUUAAACCGCUCUGACCUUGGCACUGACCUGUUCAGCUGGAUGGACACACAGUACUGCUGUUAGCCUGUUAGCAUUCUGGGCUAAUAAAGUUUCUGCUGGACCAGUAUGUUGCUGUGCUGUUUGACAUGGCAGUGGGUUUGGCGCGGUGCUGCUGUGUGUGUGUGUGUGUGUGUGUGUGUGUGUGUUUUGGGCAAAAAUAACUUGUAUUGUUUAAGCAGUGCCUCUUCUAGGUGAUCCCUUUGUCAUGAUCCAGUAGUUUAUACUGUAAGAAACGACAACAACAAGAAUCUCCAUCUGAUCUCAAAGCCCCCAUUAGUCCCAUUGGCAUAACACACACCCUCAUUCCCUCCAGAACGGAGUUACCAUGCUGUCGCCACAGAAGGAGAACGCCGCCGUAACUCUGUGGCGUUACCGUGGAGUGUGUGCGGUUGCCAAGGUACUUGUAAAAGGAACACUGAGGGUCAUAAUUUAUUUCUGUCAGGGGGGAUAAGGAGGGGGAGGUAGGGGGCAUGGAGGGGCUGAGAGGAGAGGAUCACCUUCCUCCCAAUACAAUUUAUUUGUCAAAAAGGGACACCUCUGGCUAGUUCACCCAACACUGUUACUGCUAAUGUACUGCACUGGCCUCAGCAGCACUGGAACGCUCACUGACAUUUUACCACAGAGAGAGAGUGGAGAGAGUGGAGAGAGUGCAUAUGGCCGACCUUAGUGAUGUUUAUCCAUGGAGUUGUUACAGCUGAGACCCAGACCAGGCCUCCCACAUUCUGUUACCCCCCCAUCUCUCUCCUUCUCUCCCUUCAUUAAUCCAGCAGCAGUGAAGUUGUGGUUCUGGCCUGGUGCCCAGUAGAAUGGUAGUGCUGUAAUGCUGUAGGUUUGUUGGGUUUGACUGACCACCCACCUAGAGGCUAAACACUACAGUACUCAGCCUCCAGCCUUGUCUGUCACGUGCUAUUGUUUAUAUACAUACACCCACUUUAUUCUGUCCCUGCCAUUAAUCCCAAGCUAAUAAUGGGGAAAAUAUGUUCAUUGUUGUUUUGAACACUUCGUAAAUUUGAGAUUGAUUGCUUCACGUUUCUCUCGCUCUGUCUCUCUUGUCUCACUCUCUCUUUUCUCCUUCUUUAUCUCCCUCUCUUUAUAUCUCCCUCUUCCUUUCCCACUUAUUUUGCUCUCUCUCUCUCUCUCUCUCUCUCACUGUGUCUCUCUCUCUCUCUCUCUCUCUCUCUCUCGCUCCCCUGUCUGUGUCUGUUCCCUCAUUUAGUAACUCCCUCCAUCCACAGAGGCAAUUAAAGCCCUCUAAUUCACUUUGAGCUCUUCCUGUCAGAGACCUUGAAAAGGUUUGAUAUCAAAUACACGUUAGUCUCAGUCUGUCUACCUCUCUACCUGUCCUCUAUAUGCAUGAAUAAGGAGAGGAGGGACUGAUUCAUCCUCUGUUCAGACUGGGAUGGAUGGAUGGAUGGAUGGGGAGAGAGAGACAGACUUUUUAUUUUGUAUUUAUUUAUUUUUACAUUAAAAUCACAGUGCAGUUAUCACAAAACUACCACUAACAGGUCCCGAUGAUCAUCAUGAAGGCCAAAAACUGUUUUUAACAAAUAACUAAUGCAACAAUGCUGUAAGGAGGAGAUAUGUAUCUACAAUGAUUUGCCACGGAUACAAAGCGCUCUGCACGUCAUCGUCGUUAACAGUUGGAAAAUGACAGGGACGAGAUAGCAGUGAAGUCCUGUAUGGCAAUACUUUGAGAAGUUAAAUGAGAAGGUGAUGAAAUUCAAACUUUGCGAGGUGGAAAUGAGCAGUACAGGUGCUGAAAGAGAGGCACCGUGAAACCAUACCCGUUUCUGGCAGCAGUGCAAUAAGGGAUGAAAUGAUUGCAGUUUAUAUGCAGCCAUUGUAUGUGGUAGAGGAUGUCGGCUUCACUGCCCUGAUGGCAUAGCUAGAACCAGGCUACAAGAUGCCAUGUUGAAAAACCGGGAUGACUCUGAUAGAGAAAUUGUAUAAUGAUUGCUCUGCAAGUACAAAGUGCGAGCUCUCAAACAACAUACAGUGCCUUGCAAAAGUAUUCACCCCCUUGGCGUUUUUCCUAUUUUGUUGCAUUACAACCUGUAAUUUAAAUUGAUUUUUAUUUGGAUUUCAUGUAAUGAAAUAAUACCUUGGCAUGUUGUGGUCCUCUGUAGCUCAACUGGUAGAGCACGGCGCUUGUAACGCCAAGGUAGUGGGUUCGAUCCCCGGGACCACCCAUACACAAAAAUGUAUGCACGCAUGACUGUAAGUCGCUUUGGAUAAAAGCGUCUGCUAAAUGGCAUAUUAUUAUUAUUAUUAUUAUUAUUAUUAUUAUUAUUAUUAUUAUUAUUAUUAUUAAUGGACAUACACAAAAUCGUCCAAAUUGGUGAAGUGGAAUGAAAAAAAUUACUUGUUUCAAAAAAUUCUAAAAAAUAAAUAAUGGAAAAGUGGUGCAUGCAUAUGUAUGAAGCCCCUAAAUAAGAUCUGGUGCAACCAAUUACCUUCAGAAGUCACAUAAUUAGUUAAAUAAAGUCCACUUGUGCAAUUUAAGUGUCACAUGAUCUGUCACAUGAUCUCAGUAUAUAUAUACACCUGUUCUGAAAGGCCCCAGAGUCUGCAAAACCACUAAGCAAGGGGCACCACCAAGCAAGCAGCAACAUGAAGACCAAGGAGCUUUCCAAACAGGUCAGGGACAAGGUUGUGGAGAAGUACAGAUCACGGUUGGGUUAUAAAAAAAUAUCAGAAACUUUGAACAUCCCACGUGCACCAAUAAAUCCAUUAUUAAAAAAUUUAAAGAAUAUGGCACCACAACAAACCUGCCAAGAGAGGGCCGCCCACCAAAACUCACGGAACAGGCAAGGAGGGCAUUAAUCAGAGAGGCAACAAAGAGACCAAAGAUAACCCUGAAGCAGCUGCAAAGCUCCACAGCAGAGAUUGGAGUAUCUGUCCAUAGGACCACUUUAAGCCAUACACUCCACAGAGCUGGGCUUUACGGAAGAGUUGCCAGAAAAAAGCCAUUGCUUAAAGAAAAAAAGCUAUCGCCAAAAGGCAUGUGGGAGACUCCCCAAACAUAUGGAAGAAGGUACUCUGGUCAGAUGAGACUAAAAUUGAGCUUUUUGGCCAUCAAGGAAAACGCUAUGUCUGGCACAAACCCAACACCUCUCAUCACCCCGAGAACACCAUGCCGAUGAAAAACAUCCCCACAGCAUGAUGCUGCCACCACCAUGCUGUGGGGAUGUUUUUCAUCGGCAGGGACUUGGAAACUGGUCAGAAUUGAAGGAAUGAUGGAUGGCGCUAAAUACAGGGAAAUUCUUGAGGGAAACCUGUUUCAGUCUUCCAGAGAUUUGAGACUGGGACGGAGGUUCACCUUCCAGCAGGACAAUUACCCUAAUCAUACUGCUAAAGCAACACUCGAGUGGUUUAAGGGGAAACAUUUAAAUAUCUUGGAAUGGCCUAGUCAAAGCCCAGACCUCAAUCCAAUUGAGAAUCUUAAAAAUUGCUGUACACCAGCGGAACCCAUCCAACUUGAAGGAGCUGGGGCAGUUUUGCCUUGAAGAAUGGGCAGAAAUCCCAGUGGCUAGAUGUGCCAAGCUUAUAGAGACAUACCCCAAGAGACUUGCAGCUGUAAUUGCUGCGAAAUGUGGCUCUACAAAGUAUUGACUUUGGGGUGAUGAAUAGUUAUACACGCUCAAGGUUUCUGUUUUUUUGUCUUAUUUCUUGUUUGUUUUACAAAAAUUCUUUAUUUUGCAUCUUCAAAGUGGUUGGCAUGUUGUGUAAAUCAAAUGAUACAAAACCCCCCAAAAAAUAUAUUUUAAUUCCAAGUUGUAAGGAAACAAAGUAGGAAAAAUGCCAAGGGGGGUGAAUACUUUCGCAAGCCACUGUACGUGGCAUUAACAACCAUUUUUGGACAUCUAUGAACAUGCUGUCAUACAUCACUGCAACAAACCAUCACACUGAUGAAAAUGGGACAUGAAGUCCCAUGUACUGACAACUGAGAACAUGGAGGAGAGGCACACAACAGAGAACAUAAAACGGCAUUAAUACCAUGGUUGCUGAGUGGUUGGAGGACCACAGUAAGGUGAGCGCUGUCUAGCAGGUAGCCAGGACUGUGGUAGAUUGAACUGCAUUGCCCCCUAGCGGUCAUACGUGACCAUAUCUGAAUUUGGAAUUCACGUCAUUUGAUUUGCUUUAAACGUUUAAAUGAGAAAAAUUGCAGUUUAAACGUAAAUGCUCUCUACCUCUCCCCUGCUCUCUACCUCUCCCCUGCUCUCUACCUCUCCGCUGCUCUCUACCUCUCUACAACCUUGCUGAUACAUUGCCCCCACAUCCCAUCAGGUUUACAUUUAUUGUAUUAUUUUGGAAUGGGGGGGAAGGGUCUCCGUUGAAUGUAUAGAGAGGAGUAGAAGAUGCUGUUAGUGGAGAUGGAGAGGGUUAGAACAGCCAUUAGCCUGUGUUCUUCCACUCAGUGUAAAUGCAGCUCUGGUGUACCUAGCUACAUAUCUAUUCCCACUAGCCUACAUUACAGUCUAAUGCUCUCUCUCUCUCUCUCUCUCUCUCUAUAUCUCUCUCUCUCUCUCUCUCCCUCUCUAUCCCUCUCUCUCUCUCUCUCUCUCUAUAUCUCUCUCUCUCUCUCUCUCUCUCUCUCCCUCCCCCAUCCCUCUCUCUGAUCUAAUUGUAGUUCUUUGUGGCCCAGGCUGAAGGUCAACUUUGGUGGGCAGUCAUCACUGCUGAGAGUUGGCCAAGACCUUAUGUAGAUGUCCAACACCUACUGUAGAUAGAUAGAUAUAUAGAUAGAUAUAUCUCUUCUCUCUGCUCUGUUUGUCUUGAACUGCUGUUAACCUGCACCUGCUAACCUCUGUCACCACCAAUGGCAUCAAUGUCACGGCAGCCUUUGUUUCUCCUCAGACCUUUGGCUUUAGAUAACAUUUUAUCAUUAGUGUGAUUAAUUACCAAAAAUAUUUUCUAAAAUGGUAGGAUUUGGCUUCUCAAAGCCACAUCUGUGGUUGAGUAAUAUUUGGAACCUUCUAUUAAAGCAGCGUAACCACCACCCACCUGAGAAAACCGUACUAUUCUCUCUGAGUGACUCGUCCUCUGCUUUGCUCUUCAGCGGCCUCCGCGCUGUGCCGUAGUGGCUAAUCUUGUUUUGAUAUGCCGUGGCACGGACCUGGCUCCUGACAGAAGGAAUGGCAGUCUUCAGCAUAGCAGGGCUGUGUGUUUCUGUCUGCUCUAGAGCGAUACUUUCUCUCCACACCCACCUCUUUUUCACGGCCUCUUUUUACGUUUAAAAACUCUGGUCCUCUGAAGGGAAAUUUGGAGGCAGCUCAGUGGAAGUGUGAUAUCCUCCACAGCAGCAGCACGACUCAGGAGGGAGAUUGUGACUGAAGCAGGAAUACCAGAGAAUGUAUAGCCUAGUUCUCACACAGUUGAUUGUUUUGUAUGGAGAGAUUUUAGGCUUUUCUCCAUGGUAUUCCUCAAGGAAUGCUAUAUGGAAUGAUGUUGAGCUUUCCUUCAUGGAAUACCAUGAGGACUUCUAUAUGGAACCAUGGAAUGAUAUCAGAUGUUUCCCCCCAUCAAGCUACUCUAAUCAGAAAUCAAUAACUCAUUAAAUGCAUUCCGUGUAAGAUAUCAGAUAUCUACUUAUGUAUUGUGUCAGGCUUGGUGGUGUACUGUAACAAACCUUUGAUAAUGCUCUCCGUUUAACACCUUUGGAUUGCGUUAUGAACGAUAUCAGCAAAAUGCCUGCGAUAAGUGUUCGGUAUGGUCAGUGUCGAUAACUUCCGGUUUAUCGUCCCAGCUCUACCUCAGUACUCUGAGUACAGCAGUCAGUGGUCAAUAAUACACUUCUCAAGUAGUUAUUUCUCUCUAAAUACACCUCCGCUGUCUUCAACCAGGAUCUCAGCGAUCACUGCCUUAUUGCCUGCGUCCGUAAUGGGUCCGCGGUCAAACGACCACCCCUCAUCACUGUCAAACGCUCCCUAAAACACUUUAGCGAACAGGCUUUUCUAAUUGACCUGGUCCGGGUAUCCUGGAUGGAUAUUGACCUCAUUCCGUCAGUAGAGGGUGCCUGGUUGUUCUUUAAAAAUGCUUUCCUCUCAAUCUUAAAUAAGCAUGCCCCAUUCAAAAAAUUCAGAACUAAGAACAGAUAUAGCCCCUAGUUCACCCCAGACUUGACUGCCCUUGACCAGCACAAAAACAUCCUGUGGCGUACUGCAUUAGCAUCGAACAGCCCCCGCGAUAUGCAACUUUUUAGGGAAGUCAGGAACCAAUAUACACAAUCAGUUAGGAAAGCAAAGGCUAGCUUUUUCAAACAGAAAUGUGCAUCCUGUAGCACUAACUCCAAAAAGUUUUGGGACACUGUAAAGUCCAUGGAAAAUAAGAGCACCUCCUCCCAACUGCCCACUGCACUGAGGCUAGGAAACACUGUCACCACCGAUAAAUCUACAAUAAUCGAGAAUUUCAACAAGCAUUUUGCCAUGGCAGGCCAUGCUUUCCACCUGGCUACCACUACCACCCGGCCACCAGCUCUGCACCCUCCGCUGCAACUUGCCCAUGCCCCCCCCCCCCCCCCCCCCCCUGCUUCUCCUUCACACAAAUUCAGACAGCUGAUGUUCUGAAAGAGCUGAAAAAUCUGGACCCCUACAAAUCAACUGGGCUAGACAAUCUGGACCCUUUCUUUCUAAAAUUAGCCACUGAAAUUGUCGCAACCCCUAUUACUAGCCUGUUCAACCUCUCUUUCGUAACGUCUGAGAUCCCCAGAGAUUGGAAAGCUGCCGCAGUCAUCCCCCUCUUCAAAGAGGGUGACACUCUAGAUCCAAACUGUUACAGACCUAUAUCCAUCAUGCCCUGCCUUUCGAAAGUAUUUGAAAGCCAAGUUAACAAACAGAUCACCGACCAUUUCGAAUCCCACCGUACCUUCUCCGCCAUUCAAUCCGGUUUCCGAGCUGCUCAUGGGUGCACCUCAGCCACGCUCAAGGUCCUAAACGAUAUUAUAACCGCAAUCGAUAUAAGACAGUACUGCGCGGCCAUCUUCAUCGACCUGGCCAAGGCUUUCGACUCUGUCAACCACCGCAUUCUUAUUGGCAGACUAAAUAGCCUUGGUUUCUCAAAUGACUGCCUCGCCUGGUUCACCAACUACUUCUCAGAUAGAGUUCAAUGUGUCAAAUCGGAGGGCCUGUUGUCUGGACCUCUGGCUGUCUCUAUGGGGGUGCCACAGGGUUCAAUUCUCGGGCCGACUCUAUUCUCUGUGUAUAUCAAUGAUGUCGUUCUUGCUGCUGGUGAUGCUCGGAUCCACCUCUAUGCGGACGACACCAUUUUGUAUACAUCUUGCCCUUCAUUGGACACUGUGUUAACAAACCUCUAAACGAGCUUCAACGCCAUACAACACUCCUUCCAUGGCCUCCAACUGCUCUAAAACACUAGUAAAACUAAAUGUAUGCUCUUCAACCGAACGCUGCUUGCGUCGUCGCCAAACCCACUUGCUCCAGGUCAUCUAUAAAUCACUGCUAGGCAAAUCCCUGUCUUAUCUUAGCUCACUGGUCACCAUAGCAACACCCACCCGUAGUCUGCGCUCCAGCAGGUAUAUCUUACUGGUCAUCCCCAAAGACAACACCUCCUUUGGCCGCCAUUCCUUCCAGUUCUCUGCUGCCAAUGACUGGAACGAACUGCAAAAAUAUCUGAAGCUGGAGACUCUUAUCUCCCUCACUAACUUUAAGCAUCAGUUGUCAGAGCAGCUUACCGAUCACUGCACCUGUACACAGCCAUUCUGAAAUUAGCCCACCCAACUACCUCAUCGCCAUAUUGUUAUUUAUUUUGCUAAUUUGCACCCCAGUAUCUCUAUUUGCACAUCAUCUUUUGCACAUCUAUCAUUCCAGUGUUAAUUACGAAAUUGUAACAAUUUUUUAUUGCCUUACCUCCAUAACUUACUACAUUCGCACACACUGUAUAUAUAUUUUCUGUUGUAUUUUUGACUUUAUGUUUUGUUUACCCCAUAUGUAACUCGGUGUUGUUGUUUUUAUUGCACUGCUUUGCUUUAUCUUGGCCAGGUCGCAGUUGUAAAUGAGAACUUGUUCUCAACUGGCUUACCUGGUUAAAUAAAGGAGAAAUAAAAAAAUACAAUGAGAAAUGAGAAUGGUUUUAUGUAGGUGAUUAUUUUGCUUUUUCACUUUUUUUAUGUGAAUAUGUUUGAAACUUGGACUGUAUCCUCAGAGAUCAGAGCAUGGUCAAGAACAGCCAAUAAGACACUGGUGUAAUUUGAUUGGGUUAAUUAGCUUGCACAUCCAACGUAGAUGCAGUGUGAUAGGAUGGUGUGCUAUUCAGAGAGAGAAGUUCCCAUUGGUUUCUGUCUGUCACUAUCUGCUGGCUGCAUUGCUUUUGGAUUGUGGCUUGGCUGCUUGUUUCUCUCCCCUCUGAUCCUCUGUGUGUUUGAGGGGAAUAGGAGGUGAGUUUCCCCAAGGGCCAUGGCUUCACUUUACAUGCAGUCACAGAGUCCUGCCUAAACAGACUGGCUCAGCAGCUCGCCUCCAGGCCUCUCUCUCUCGCUCUCUCUCCGUCGAUCAAUAGUGUGUGUGAGGGCUGGGGUUGGGUGGGGUGUGUGUAGGGUUUUUUGGCAGCUCUGAUAGCAUGCGUAGGUGAAUGCAAGGACUGCUUUUAAAAUGAACUUUCAGAGGAGCACCGGCACUGUAUCCUACACCUCUCCCACACACAUAAACAAACAACAAAUAUGGCAUUAGUGUGUGAGUUAUGAAAAGGAAAUGUUCUUUGUGCUCUUGUUCGAUUUUUUUAUAUUUCUUUCUUGCGUUUCAUUCUAGGUCAUAACCAGAAACCAUCCAGGAGAAUGUAGCUAUUGGGAUGACCUUUGUGACCUCACCUUUGCCUGCCCCCGGAAAGAUCAACCACCAAUCAGGAACCCUGAGGGAUGUGGUUGGCUGGUUCCAGUGAUGGACAGGUGACCAGCCAGCCCUCUAGCUGCCCUCUCCUGCUCUGAUUCCCCCUCUCCUUCCCCCCUCCCUCCCUGGCGUGCGGUGUGCCCCCCCCCCCCCCCCCCCCCCCCCCCCCCUCCCCCCUCCCCAGGUCGGAGACCGCCCACAUCUCUGCCAUGGUGACAUAAUCAGCAACACAGUGCGUGGGAGAGCCAAUGAAACCAUCUCAUUUCUAUCUCCAGUAGCUGUUGCUGCUGCUUCUAUAGCCUGUGGAUUAAUAACCAGAAGACUGGAAUUAACAAGACUGACUUUGGACUGAUUUAUUUAUGCUUAGCCUACCCUAGCCUACCCUACCCUAGCCUACCCUACCCUACCCUAACCUAGCCUACCCUACCCUACCGUACCCUACCCUACCCUAACCUAGCCUACCUACCCUACCCUACCCUAACCUACCCUUCCCUACCCUACCUUAACCUAGCCUACCCUAGCCUACCCUAGCCUACCCUAGCCUACCCAAGCCUACCCUACUCUACCCAAGCCUACCCCACCCUACCAACAAGCCCUACAGAGACUGUUUUCUUAGUAGUUUCGGUCAGUGGUUCAUUCGGGUCAGGCAUUGUGCGUGACGAUGCUGGGAUGCGUGUCCCGCCUGCGUCGGCUGGUCCGUCUUGUCCGCCACCUCCCCCUCCAGACCUCCCUGCUCCUCCUCUUCCUUUUCUGCACCGUCAGCGUCUUCGUCUCCGCCUACUUCCUUUACGGCGCGAAACAGGAGCUCGAGCACUCAGGAGGGGGCGUGGCUGGUGGCGAGGGAGUGUCGGCCAUCUAUGAUGACCUCCGGGUGAGCCCUUCGCGGCUGCUCCCAGUGCGGGCGGUGUCUGGGGGACCCGGGGGCGAAGGAGGGGGGAGGACAGACCCUGUGGUGCUGGUGUUUGUAGAGAGUCAGUACUCUCAACUUGGCCAGGAUAUCGUGGCCAUCCUGGAGUCGGGACGUUUCCGGUACCGGAUGGAGAUCUCUCCCGGUAAAGGGGACAUGCCCACGUUAACGGAUAAGGAGCACGGGCGCUUCACACUGGUCAUCUACGAGAACAUCCUGAAGUACGUCAACCUGGACGCCUGGAACAGAGAGCUGCUGGACAAGUACUGUGUGGAAUACGGAGUGGGCAUCAUCGGCUUCUUUAAGGUUAGUACUGUGUGGAAUACGGAGUGGGCAUCAUCGGCUUCUUUAAGGUUAGUACUGUGUGGAAUACGGAGUGGGCAUCAUCGGCUUCUUUAAGGUUAGUACUGUGUGGAAUACGGAGUGGGCAUCAUCGGCUUCUUUAAGGAUAGUACUGUGUGGAAUACGGAGUGGGCAUCAUCGGCUUCUUUAAGGUUAGUACUGUGUGGAAUACAGAGUGGGCAUCAUCGGCUUCUUUAAGGUUAGUACUGUGUGGAAUACGGAGUGGGCAUCAUCGGCUUCUUUAAGGUUAGUACUGUGUGGAAUACGGAGUGGGCAUCAUCGGCUUCUUUAAGGUUAGAAUCCUUAGUUUUACAUUCAUGUUGGGACUUUUAGCACUAGCCUAUAUCGUUAUUACCUGAUAAUUCCACCGAUAACCGAUAUUCAAUAAAUAGGAUGAAAAAAGGGAAUCUCAUGCUUAUCUGAACACAUUCUCAUGAUUUCAUUAAUUUCACAAUAUAAGAAAUCAACAUUUGAAGCAUAUUUCUUGGACAAUUGCCAUUUUGGAUGGAAAUGUAUGAGAAAACUGCGGGAAAAAAUAGUAUUUUUAAUACUAUAAUGUUGGUAUCGGUAAGUGUUGUCCCUAAAAAAUCGUUAUCGGACAACAAAAAAACAUAUCAGUCAGCUCUAUAAAUGAAUGAUAUAUACCCACUGAUGGUUGAAGAAUAUAACUUCUAAAUGAAUGAUAUAUACCCAUUGUUGUUGAAGAAUAUAACUUCUAAAUGAAUGAUAUACAGUGAGGGAAAAAAGUAUUUGAUCCCCUGCUGAUUUUGUACGUUUGCCCACUGACAAAGAAAUGAUCAGUCUAUAAUUUUAAUGGUAGGUUUAUUUGAACAGUGAGAGACAGAAUAACAACAAAAAAAUCCAGAAAAGCGCAUGUCAAAAAUGUUAUAAAUUGAUUUGCAUUUUAAUGAGGGAAAUAAGUAUUUGACCACCUCUCAAUCAGAAAGAUUUCUGGCUCCCAGGUGUCUUUUAUACAGGUAACGAGCUGAGAUUAGGAGCACACUCUUAAAGGGAGUGCUCCUAAUCUCAUUUUGUUACCUGUAUAAAAGACACCUGUCCACAGAAGCAAUCAAUCAAUCAGAUUCCAAACUCUCCACCAUGGCCAAGACCAAAGAGCUCCCCAAGGAUGUCAGGGACAAGAUUGUAGACCUACACAAGGCUGGAAUGGGCUACAAGACCAUCGCCAAGCAGCUUGGUGAGAAGGUGACAACAGUUGGUGCGAUUAUUCGCAAAUGGAAGAAACACAAAAUAACUGUCAAUCUCCCUCGGCCUGGGGCUCCAUGCAAGAUCUCACCUCGUGGAGUUGCAAUGAUCAUGAGAACAGUGAGGAAUCAGCCCAGAACUACACAGGAGGAUCUUGUCAAUGAUCUCAAGGCAGCUGGGACCAUAGUCACCAAGAAAACAAUUGGUAACACACUACGCCGUGAAGGACUGAAAUCCUGCAGCGCCCGCAUGGUCCCCCUGCUCAAGAAAGCACAUAUACAGGCCCGUCUGAAGUUUGCAAAUGAACAUCUGAAUGAUUCAGAGGAGAACUGGGUGAAAGUGUUGUGGUCAGAUGAGACCAAAAUCGAGCUCUUUGGCAUCAACUCAACUCGCCGUGUUUGGAGGAGGAGGAAUGCUGCCUAUGACCCCAAGAACACCAUCCCCACCGUCAAACAUGGAGGUGGAAACAUUAUGCUUUGGGGGUGUUUUUCUGCGAAGGGGACAGGACAACUUCACCGCAUCAAAAGGACGAUGGACGGGGCCAUGUACUUUCCCUCAGCCAGGGCAUUGAAAAUGGGUUGUGUAUGGGUAUUCCAGUAUGACAAUGACCCAAAACACACGGCCAAGGCAACAAAGGAGUGGCUCAAGAAGAAGCACAUUAAGGUCCUGGAGUGGCCUAGCCAGUCUCCAGACCUUAAUCCCAUAGAAAAUCUGUGGAGGGAGCUGAAGGUUCGAGUUGCCAAUCGUCAGCCUCGAAACCUUAAUGACUUGGAGAAGAUCUGCAAAGAGGAGUGGGACAAAAUCCAUCCUGAGAUGUGUGCAAACCUGGUGGCCAACUACAAGAAACGUCUGACCUCUGUGAUUGCCAACAAGGGUUUUGCCACCAAGUACUAAGUCAUGUUUGGCAAAGGGGUCAAAUACUUAUUUCCCUCAUUAAAAUGCAAAUCAAUUUAUAACAUAUUUGACAUGCGUUUUUCUGGAUUUUUUUGUUGUUAUUCUGUCUCUCACUGUUCAAAUAAACCUACCAUUAAAAUUAUAGACUGAGCAUCUCUUUGUCAGUGGGCAAAUGUACAAAAUCAGCAGGGGAUCAAAUACUUUUUUCCCUCACUGUACAGUUGAAGUCAGAAGUUUACAUACACUUAGGUUGGAGUCAUUAAAACUUGUUUUUCAACCACUCCACAAAUUUCUUGUUAACAAACUAUAGUUUUGGCAAAUCGGUUAGGACAUCUACUUUGUGCAUGACACAAGUAAUUUUUCCAACAAUUGUUUACAGACAGAUUAUUUAAUUUAUAAUUCACUGUAUCACAAUUCCAGUGGGUCAGAAGUUUACAUACAGAAAAUGAUGUCAUGGCUUUAGAAGCUUCUGAUAGGUUAAUUGACAUCAUUUGAGUCAAUUGGAGGUGUACCUGUGGAUGUAUUUCAAGGCCUACCUUCAAACUCAGUGCCUCUUUGCUUGACAUCAUGGGAAAAUCAAAAGAAAUCAGCCAAGACCUCAGAAAAGAAAUUGUAGACCUCCACAAGUCUGGUUCAUCCUUGGGAGCAAUUUCCAAACGCGUGAAGGUACCACGUUCAUCUGUACAAACAAUAGUAUGCAAGGAUAAACACCAUGGGACCACGCAGCCGUCAUACCGCUCAGGAAGGAGACGCGUUCUGUCUCCUAGAGAUGAACGUACUUUGGUGCGAAAAGUGCAAAUCAAUCCCAGAACUACAGCAAAGGACCUUGUGAAGAUGCUGGAGGAAACGGGUACAAAAGUAUCUAUAUCCACAGUAAAACGAGUCCUAUAUCGACAUAACCUGAAAGGCCGCUCAGCAAGGAAGAAGCCACUGCUCCAAAACCCCCAUUAAAAAGACAGACUACGGUUUGCAACUGCACAUGGGGACAAAUAUCUUACUUUUUGGAGAAAUGUCCUCUGGUUUGAUGAUAAAAAUAGAACUGUUUGACCAUAAUGACCAUCGUUAUGUUUGGAAGAAAAAGGGGUUUGCUUGCAAGCUGAACAACACCAUCCCAACCGUGAAGCACGGGGGUGGCAGCAUCAUGCUGUGGGGGUGCUUUGCUGCAGGAGGGACUGUUGCACUUCAUAAAAUAGAUGGCAUCAUGAGGAAGGAAAAUUAUGUGGAUAUAUUGAAGCGACAUCUCAAGACAUCAGUCAGGAAGUUAAAGCUUGGUCGCAAAUGGGUCUUCCAAAUGGACAAUGACCCCAAGCAUACUUCCAAAGUUGUGGCAAAAUGGCUUAAGGACAACAAAGUAAAGGUAUUGGAGUGGCCAUCACAAAGCCCUGACCUCAAUCCAAUAGAACAUUUGUGUGCAGAACUGAAAAAGCGUGCGCGAGCAAGGAGGCCUACAAACCUGACUCAUUUACACCAGCUCUGUCAGGAGGAAUGGGCCAAAAUUCACCCAACUUAUUGUGGGAAGCUUGUGGAAGGCUACUCAAAACGUUUGACCCAAGUUAAAACCAUUUAAAGGCAAUGCUACCAAAUACUAAUUGAGUGUAUGUAAACUUCUGACCCACUGGGAAUGUGAUGAAAGAAAUAAAAGCUGAAAUAAAUCAUUCUCUCUACUAUUAUUCUGACAUUUCACAUUCUUAAAAUAAAGUGGUGAUCCUAACUGACCUAAAACAGGGAAUAUUUACUAGGAUUAAAUGUCAGGAAUUGUGAAAAACAGAGUUUAAAUGUAUUUGGCUAAGGUGGAUGUAAACUUACGACUUAAACUGUAUCAAUACCAAUACAUACACACAACUGUAUAUACCCACUGAUUCUUGAAGAAUAUAACUUAUAAAUGCCUCAUGAGGUUAGUUUGACUGUCAUACCCCAUCAGAACCCAAAAUAUAAGCUUGUUUUACUACAAUGUUUGUAAAACAAAAUACAUUUAUAAACAUGGUUAAAACUAUAAUUUUAAUGAUAUGGAUCGUCAGUCCUUGCAUCCAAAGCUCUGUCUUCUGGCCCAUCCCACAGCUUUUUUGCCAAAACAGACUGCUUUGUUAUUGUUUCAAUUAAGGAUUCUAGCUUUAAGGUUAGUACUAUGUCUUCCAGGUCAGAAACACCCUACUUUCUCUUUCUCUCUAUCUCCAUCUGUCUAUCAGUCCAUCUCUCUUUCUCUCUAUCUCCAUCUGUCUAUCAGUCCAUCUCUCUUUAUUCCUCUGUCGUCCCUAAGGGAAUAGAUAUCACUGACAUCCUCAGGGUGAGAAAGACUUGUCUGUCUCUCUCUCUCCUUCCCUCGUUCUCUCUCUCACUUCCUCUCUCUCUCGCUGUGUCUCUCUCUUCCUCUCUCUCGCUGUGUCUCUCUCUCUUCCUCUCUCUCGCUGUGUCUCUCUCUCUUCACUCAUCUCCUUGUUGUCUUCUCUCUCUUUUCCUCUCUCUCUGGUGUCUCUCUCUCUACUCUCCUCUCCGGCUGUGUCUCUCUAUCUUCUCUCUCUCUCGCUGUGUUCUCUCUUAAAAAAAAAAAAAAAUUUUUUUUAAAUUUAUUUUUUUCCCCGGAAAAAAAAAUUUUCCUUUUUUUUAAACCCCUUUUAAGGGAAAAAAUUUUUUUUUAAAAAAUUUUUAAAGUUUUCCUUUUUUUUUUUAAAAAAAAACAAAAAACCCCCAAAAAAAAAACCCCCAAAAGUUUUAAAAAAACCCUUUUUAAGGGGAUAAAAAAAAUUUUUUUACAAAAAAAAAAAAUUUUUUUUUUUUUUGGGGUUUUAAAUUUUUUUUAAAAAAUUUUUUUUUUAAAAAGGUUUUUUUCCCCCCCGUUUGGGGGUUUUUUUUGUUUUUUUGGUUUUUUUUUUUUUUGGUUUUUUUUAAAAAACCCCCCUUUUUUUUUUUUUCCCCCCCCCCCCCUUUUUUUUUUUUUUUCCCCCCCCCCGGGGGUUUUUUUCCCCCCCUUUUCCCGGGGGGAAAACCCCCAUUUUUUGGGGGAAAGGGGGGGCCCCUUUUUUUUUUUGGGGGGGGGGGGGGGGGGGGGGGGUUUUUUUUUUUUUCCCCCCCUUUUUUUUGGGGGUUUUCCUCUUUUUUUUGUUUUUUUUUUGGGGGUGGGGGGGGGGGGGUUUUUUUUUUUCCCCCAAAAAAGGGGGGGGGGGGGGGGGGGGGGGAAAAAAAAAAAAAGGGGGGGGCCCCCCCCCCCCUUUUUUUUUGGGGGGGGCCCCCCCCUUUUUUUCCUUUUUCUCCCCCCCCCCUCUUUUUUCCCUUUUCCCCCUUUUUUUUCCUUUUUUCCCUCUCUCCUUUUCCCCCCCCCCCUUUUUGGGGGUUUUUCCCCCUCCCCUUUCCCCCCUUUUCCCAACCCCGGGGGGGGGGGGGUUUUUUUUAAAAAAGGGGGGGGGGCCCCCCCUUUCCCCGGGGGGGAAAAAUUUUUGGGGGAAAACCCCUUUUUGGGGGGGGGGGGGGGGUUUUUUUGGGCUUUUUUCCCCCCCCAAAAUGGGGGGGGGUUUCCCCCUUUUUUUUUUGGGGGGGGGGGUUUUUUUUCCCCCCUUUUGGUCUUUUUUUUUUUCCCCCCUUUUUAAAAUUUUUUUUUUUUUUUGGGGGGGAAAAAGGGGGGGGGGGGGAAAAGGAAAGGGGGGGGAAAAAAGGGGGAGAGGGGGGUUUGGGGGGGGGGGGGGGGCCCCCCCCCCCUUUUUUUCCCUCUCUUUUCCCCCAAAAUUUUUCUUUCCCCCCUUUUUUUCCCAAAACCUUUUCUUUUCCUCUAUUUCCCCCCUUUUUUUUUAAAAAAAGGGGGGGGAAAAAAACCAAAGGGGGGGGGGUUUAAAAAAAGGGGGGGGGGAAAAAUUUAAAAGGGGGUUUUUGGGAAAACCAAAAAAUUUUUUAAAAAUUUGGGGGAACCCAAAACACCAAAUUUUAACCUUUUUUUUUUUGGGGGGUUUUUUUUGGGGGGGUUUUAAAAUUUUUUUUUUUUUUGGGGGGGGGGGGGGGGGUUUUUUGGGUUUUUUUUUUUCCCCCCCAAAGGGUUUUAAAAACCCCCCCCCAAAAAAAAAGGGGGGGGGAAAGAGAAAAGGGGGAAGAAAAGGGGGGGGUUGGGGGGGAAAAAAAAAAAGGGGGGAAAAAAAGGUUUAAAAAAAUUUUUAAUUUUUUUCCCCCUUUUUUUUUUGGGGGCCUUUUAAAUUUUUUUUAAAAAUUUUUUCCCAAAUUUAAAAUUUUUUCAAAAAAAAAAAUUUUUUUUCCCCCAAAAAAAAAUUUUAGGAAUAAAAAUUUUAAACCCCCCCCCAAAAAAUUUUAACCCCCCCGGGGGGCCCCCCCCCCCCCCUUUCCGGGGCCCCCUCCCCCCCCCCCAAAAGGGGGGGGGAAAACCCAGGGCCCCCCCCCCCCCACCCCCGGGCCCCCUUCCCCCCCCGGGGAAAUUUCCUUUAACCCCCAAACCAACCCCCCCUUAAAAAAACCCCCCCCCCCCGGGGGGGGGGGGCCCCCCCUCCCCCCCUUCCCCCGGGGGGGGGGGGGGAAAAAAAUUUUUUUUUUAAAAAAACCUUUUCCCCCUUUUUUUGGGGGGGGGGGCCCUGCCGGGGGGGGGGUUUUUUUUCCCCCCCCCCCCUUUUUAAAAAAUUUUUUGGGGGGGGGAAAGGGGGGGGGGGGGUUGGUUAAAAAAAAAAAAUUUUUUAAAAAAGGGAAAAAAAUUUUUUUAACCCCCAAUUUUAAAAAUUUUUUUUAAAAUUUUUUUUUUUUUUUUAAAAAACCCAUAAAAAACCAAAAAAAGGUUUUUUAGAAAAAUGUUCUAAUGUAUUAAAAAUAAAAAACCGAAUACCUUAUUUACAUAAGUAUUCAGAUCCUUUACUCAGUACUUUGUUGAAGCACCUUUGGCAGCGAUUACAGCCUUGAGUAUUCUUGGGUAUGACACUACAAGCUUGGCACACCUGUAUUUGGGGAGUUUCUCCCAUUGUUGUCUGCAGAUCCUCUCAUGCUCUGUCAGGUUGGAUGGGGAUCGUCGCUGCACAGCUAUUUUCAGGUCUCUCCAGAGAUGUUUGAUCGGGUUGAAGUCCGGGCUCUGGCUGGGCCUCUCAAGGACAUUCAGAGACUUGUCCCGAAGCCACUCCUGCAUUGUCUUGGCUGUGUGCUUAGGGUCGUUGUCCUGUUGAAAGGUGAACCUUCGCCCCAGUCUGAGGUCCAGAGCGCUCUGGAGCAGGUUUUCAUCAAUGAUCUCACUGUACUUUGCUCCGUUCAUCUUUCCCUCGAUCCUGACUAGUUUCCCAGUCCCUGCCACUAAAAAACAUCCCCACAGCAUGAUUCUGCCACCAUCAUGGUGCCAGGUUUCCUCCAGAUGUGACGCUUGGCAUUCAGGCAAAAUAUAAUCUUGUUUCUCAUGGUCUGAGAGUCCUUUAGGUGCCUUUUGGCAAACUCCAAGCGGGCUGUCAUGUGCCUUUUACUGAGGAGUGGCUUCCGUCUGGCCACUCUACCAUAAAGGCCUGAUUGGUGGAGUGCUACAGAGAUGAUUGUCCUUCUGGACAGUUCGCCCAUCUCCACAGGGGAAGUCUGGAGCUCUGUCAGAGUGACCAUCGGGUUCUUGGUCACCUCCCUGACCAAGGCCCUUCUCCCCCGAUUGCUCAGUUUGGCCGGAUGGCCAACCCAAGGAAGAGUCUUGGUGGUUCCAAACUCCUUCCAUUUAAGAAUGAUGUUCUUGGGGAUCUUCAAUGCUGCAGACAUUUUUUGGUGCCCUUCCCCAGAACUGUGCCUCGAGACAAUCCUGUUUCGGAGCUCUACGGACAAUUCCUUCGACCUCAUGGCUUGGUUUUUGCUCUGACUUGCACUGUCAACUGUGGGACCUUAUAUAGACAGGUGUGUGCCUUUCCAAAUCAUGUCCAAUCAAUUGAAUUUACCACAGGUGGACUCCAAUCAAGUUGUAGAAACAUCUCAAGGAUGAUCAAUGGAAAAAGGAUUCACCUGAGCUCAAUUUCGAGUCUCAUAGCAAAGGGUCUGAAUACUUAUGUAAAUAAGGUAUUUCUGUUUAUUUUUUAUACAUUUGCAAAAAUAUCUAAAAACCUGUUUUUGCUUUGUCAUUUUGGGGUAUUGUGUGUAGUUCGAGGGAAAAAAAUAAUUGUAUCAAUUUUAGAAUAAGGCUGUAACGUAACAAAAUGUGGAAAAAGGGAAGAGGUCUGAAUACUUUCCGAAAGCACUGUAAGUGGGUUGGUACAGCACAUGACAGGCAUCUUGCCGUUCCUAAUAUUAUAUUAAACCUAUUCUCUCCCUCCACCUGCUCUGUCUCUGUAUUCAUCUCAGUAGGCUCCUCAGAAUUGACAGGCUUCAGCGUUCCGAUAGGGGGACACACUCUCUCCAAAACCAUAUCCAUUCAUAUUUCAACACAGAAUAGAAGGACCUUUUUGGUUGUCUGUGUUGUUCUCCAUCCCUCAUCAGAGUUGUACCUCCUCUCAUGUGCAGGGGUAGAAAAGUAGAAUAGCAGGAGUAGUAUAUCAAGGCUUCUUUCAUCGCUUGGCAUCUGAACAGUGAGGUGUAUGGAAGGAACCUGACAAGGCAGGAGAGACAGAGGGAGACUGGGAGAAAGUGAGAGUGGAAGCGUGGAUUCAUAUAUAGACAAUAAAUGAAACAAACUCAAAUCAGAGGAGAGAGAUAUCAAACAGAAUGAAGGAGAGAUAAGAGGCAGCCGGGGGUUGAUGAGGACGUGAACAGGGAGAGAGAUACAGAUCAACAAGAUGAGCUCUGUGUGUGUGUGUUGCUCACCCCCCCCCCCCCCCUCCCCCCCCCCCUCUCCUCCUCCCUGUGUCAGGCCCUGUUGGAGACCCAGAGAGAGCUGCGUAACCAUGUACCCAACUUCACCUUCAACCUGGGCUAUUCAGGGAAGUUCUUCCAUGCAGGUAAGACAGACAGGAUACUAUUCACAAAUCCAAGCAGUAUACACAUUGCUUUUAUAACUCGAGGGCAUACACCACACCUUCUUCCAGGCAUUGUUUAUCAAACAAACAUUUUUCUCUCCCUCCCCCUUCCCUCCUCUUCAUUCUUUCCUCUCUUUCGCUGCUACUCUCCUGCUCCAUCCGGUCCUCUCCCUGUCCUCCUUCUGCACACCUCCCAUCUUCUUACCUUCUCUCCUCUCCUUCUCCUCCCUUUGUCUCCAGGGUCAGAUGAGGAGGACCUGGGGGAUGACCUGCUCCUCUCCUACGUCAAGGAGUUCUGGUGGUUCCCCCACAUGUGGAGCCACAUGCAGCCCCACCUCUUCCACAACCAGUCAGUGCUAGCUGAACAGAUGCUGCUCAACAAGAGGUUCGCUAUGGUGAGUCUCUGUCUGUCUGGGGGCUAGCAGUGGGAUGCUAACAGUUAAAAUGUUUACAUUUAUAGUCAUUUAGCAGACGCUCUUAUCCAGAGCGACUUACAGUUAGUGAGUGCAUACAUUUUCAUACUGGCCCCCCGUGGGAAUCGAACCCACAACCCUGGCGUUGCAAACGCCAUGCUCUACCAACUGAGCUACACGGGGCCUCAUUACUUUGUUGCUCCUCAUUAGAAAUGCUAACGUUAGCCUAAUCUCGGUUAACCCAGAACUAAAGUCUUGCGUAAUUGGUCAGAUGCUCGAUUAAGUUCUGGGUCCAUACUUGUUAAGAGAAGAGCUAGAACAAGGAUUGGAACCAGAGCGAAGAGCUCCACCCUCUCUCUUUGCAUGUUACAGGCCGACUGUCCCCUCCCCUUCUGAAAUAACACCUGUAAAAUGGUGAUUUGUCCAAAGCACCAGAACUAAUGCUGCUCGUUACCUCACGCACCCGUUGUAUCAUGGCAGAUCUACAGUACCAUUUAUGUGCUGUGUUGGGCUAGUUUUAGCAUUGCUAAUGAGGAGCAAUACAGUGAGGGCUGGUGCUGAGUGAGAGAAAUCACUUGGUAAUGACUUAUGUGUGUGUCAGGUCGUAUCAGUCUGAAUCCUGGCUGUGAUUUUAAUUAUGAUUCCUUCUUCCUCCCUACCCACCUCCUAUCUCGCUCUCUCUCCACCCCCAUCUACCCCUCUUCUGCCUCCCCUUUUCUCUCUUUCCAGGAGCACGGUAUUCCCACUAACAUGGGCUAUGCUGUAGCCCCCCACCACUCUGGGGUGUACCCGGUCCACCUGCAGCUGUACGAUGCCUGGAAGAAGGUAUGGGGAAUCAGGGUGACCAGCACAGAGGAAUACCCCCACCUCAAACCUGCCCGCUUCAGACGAGGAUUCAUACACAGCGGUAUCAGCGUGAGUCACAGGGCCCUUACUGACGUUUACUCUCUCUCUCUCCAUCUCUGGUUUGCUCUGUCUUCCUUUGCAGAUAUGAAGUUACAGAAUAGGUGUAAACAAGAUGGUGCUGGCUGCACCUAGCCUUCAUCCUUCUGUCUCUACCUCAUGCCUUCUCUUUCCUACUCUCUUCACCAUCUUCAUAACUCUAUUACCACCACCUAUCUCAUCAUCUUCAUAACUCUAUUACCACCACCUAUCUCACCAUCUUCAUAACUCUAUUACCACCAUCUAUCUCACCAUCUUCAUAACUCUAUUACCACCACCUAUCUCAUCAUCUUCAUAACUCUAUUACCACCACCUAUCUCACCAUCUUCAUAACUCUAUUACCACCACCUACAGUGCCUUGCAAAAGUAUUCAUCCCCCUUAGCGUUUUUCCUAUUUUGUUGCAUUACAACCUAUAAUUUAAAUUGAUUUUCAUUUGGAUUUCAUGUAAUGUGUCAGGGUAUCUGAUGCGGAUGUGGUGCGGAAUCAAGUGCAGGACACAGGAGCUAAGUCAAACCAGUCUUUACUUGAAAAUACAAAAUAACAAACGGGUCUAACCAACCCGGAGGCGAACAAUACGCAACAGUGCGUAAAACACAAAACCGACUGCGCACGAAAACAACAGUGCGACGGUACACGCUAGCGACUGGCAAAAAGUGAACAGCACCAACAGACAGGUGAAACCAAUUACACACAACACAUGACAGAAACAACGAGAACUUAUAGGACACAUAAUCAACACUAAACAUGAACAGGUGUACCAAACAGACCAAACCAAACAAACAUCGAAACAAAGAACGGUGGUAGCUAGUACUCCGGAGACGACGACCGCCAAAGCCUGCCCGAACAAGGAGGAGGAGCAGCCUCGGCCGAAACCGUGACAUAAUGGACAUACACAAGAUAGUCCAAAUUGGUGAAGUGAAAUGAAAAAAAUAACUUGUUUCAAUAAAAUCAAAAAAAUUAAUAACGGAAAAGGGGUGCGUGCAUAUGUAUUCAUCCCCUUUGCUAUGAAGCCUCUAAAUAAGAUCUGGUGCAACCAAUUACCUUCAGAAGUCACAUAAUUAGUUAAAUAAAGUCAACCUGUGUGCAAUCUAAGUGUCACAUGAUCUGUCACAUGACCAAGGAGCUCUCCAAACAGGUCAGGGACAGUUGUGGAGAAGUACUGAUCAGGGUUGAUUUAUAAAAAAAUAUCAGAAACUUUUAACAUCCCACGGAGCACCAUUAAAUCCAUUAUAAAAAAAUGGAAAGAAUAUGACACCACAACAAACCUGCUGAGAGGGCCACCCACCAAAACUCACGGACCAGGCAAGGAGGGCAUUAAUCAGAGAGGCAACAAAGAGACCAAAUAUAACCCUGAAGGAGCUGCAAAGCUCCACAGCUGAGAUUGGAGUAUCCGUCCAUAUGACCACUUUAAGCCGUACACUCCACAGAGCUGGGCUUUACGGAAGAGUGGCCAGAAAAAAGCCAUUGCUUAAAGGAAAAAAAUUAAGCAAACAUGUUUGGUGUUUGCCAAAAGGCAUAUGGGAGACUCCCCAAACAUAUGGAAGAAGGUACUCUGGUCAGAUGAGACCUGAGUCAUCAAGGAAAAUGCUAUGUCUGGCGCAAACCCAACACCUCUCAUCACCCCGAGAACACCAUCCCCACAGUGAAGCAUGGUGGUGGCAGCAUCAUGAUGUGGGGAUGUUUUUAAUUGGCAGGGACCGGGAAACUGUUCAGAAUUGAAUGAAUGAUGGAAGGCGCUAAAUACAGGGAAAUUCUUGAGGGAAACCUGUUUCAGUCUUCCAGAGAUUUGAGACUGGGAAGGAGGUUCACCUUCCAGCAGGACGAUGACCCUAAGCAUACUGCUAAAGCAACACUCGAGUGGUUUAAGGGGAAACAUUUAAAUGUCUUGGAAUGGCCUAGUCAAAGCCCAGACCUCAAUCUAAUUGAGAAUCUGUGGUAUGAUUUAAAGAUUCCAGCGGAACCCAUCCAACUUGAAGGAGCUGGGGCAGUGUUGCCUUGAAGAAUGGGCAGAAAUCCCAGUGGCUAGAUGUGCCAAGCUUAUAGAGACAUACCCCAAGAGACUUGAAGCUGUAAUUACUGCAAAAGGUGGCUCUACAAAGUAUUGACUUUGGGGGGGUUGAAUAGUUAUGCACGCUCAAGUUUUCCAUUUUUUUGUAUUAUUUCUUGUUAGUUUCGCAAUAAAACAUAUUUUGCAUCUUCUAAGUGGUAGGCAUGUUGUGUAAAUCAAAUGCAACAAAAUAGGAAAAAUGCCAAGUGGGGUGAAUACUUUCGCAAGCCGCUGUAUCUCACCAUCUUCAUAACUCUAUUACCACCACCUAUCUCAUCUUCAUAACUCUAUUACCACCACUUAUCUCACCAUCUCUCCCUCUUUCUUCUCUUUUUUCUGUAUCUCCUAUCAACAUCUCUCCUUCUCUCUUCCUCCUCUGAGAUGGAAAGAACAGCAGGUUGGUUUUAUUUGUAUCACCGUGGCAACAGUGGCCUUGGAAUGGCCAGCCUCAUUAUGCCUUCCUGUUGGUCAGUCAGUGUUUGAGGAUCCCUCUACAGCAGUAUGUGAUAGUGGACUGUAGCUACGCCAACCACUCUGACUGGCCCCCAAACACUACCAACCACACUGACUGGACCCCAAACACUACCAACCACUCUGACUGGGCCCCAAACACUACCAACCACUCUGACUGGGCCCCAAACACUACCAACCACUCUGACUGGGCCCCAAACACUACCAACCACUCUGACUGGGCCCCAAACACUACCAACCACUCUGACUGGGCCCCAAACACUACCAACCACUCUGACUGGGCCCCAAACACUACCAACCACUCUGACUGGGCCCCAAACACUACCAACCACUCUGACUGGCCCCCUAACACUACCAACCACUCUGACUAGCCCCCAGACACUACCAAUCACUCUGACCGGCCCCCAGACACUACCUCUUGGAUACACUUUUAACAAUACAACAACAACAUCAACAACAGAGACUUUUCCCUCCACAGCAUAAACCCUGACGGCACGCCACCAAAACACAAGUAAAUCUAAAUUUACAUAUAGACUCAGAGUGAAUAAGAGGUUUGCUUCUCCAAAUGAUAAUAAUAAUAAUAAUAAUAAGAUUAUUGAAAGCAAAAGUGUUUAUAUUGCUUGGGGUUUGGAAUGUUUUGCAUUGAAUAGACCAGUGGGGCUGGUGUGUGCUUGUGUGUGUGUGUGUGUGCAUGUGCGCGUUUGUGUGUGUGCGUGUGCGUGCUUGUGUGUGUCAUUGACUUAUAAGUGUGUGUGUGUGUGUUUGCAGGUCUUGCCCAGGCAGACGUGUGGCCUGUUUACACACACCAUCUUCUAUAAGGAGUACCCAGGCAGUCCCAAUGAACUGGACAAACUCAUUAACGGAGGAGAGCUGUUCCUCACUGUCCUACUCAACCCUGUGAGUUAACGCAGACAUACAGACACACAACGCGCCAAACCACCACAUAAGUAAAUCAGAGCUGAAUGUAAGUGAUAUCUACACUGGCUUUAUAUCUCUCUACUGUUAUCUAAUCAUAUCAUAAGUUCUAUAUAUACUAUGAUAAUGUUUAUAAUGAGAUAUAGAUAUAAUAUUCAUAUGAUAAUAUAUAAUGUUAUAUAUAUAUAUAAUGUUUAUCUAAUAUAUGCUAAUGUUAUAUAUAUAAUUAUGAAUGUUAAUAUAUCAUAUAUGUUUAUAUAUGAUCAUCUAUAGUUUAUAUCUAUGAAAUAUUUACUAGAUACUAUAUAAUGUUUAUAUAUCUAUACUACUGUGUAUAUAUAAUGUUUAUAGAUAUAGCUAAAGAUAUAUAUACUCAUAUAAAUGUUUAUUCUCAUCUACUCUUUUCUACUGUUUAUAUCUAUCUCACAUGUUGCUAUCUCUAUAUAAGAUUUCACAUAUUUCUAAGGUUUACUAUCUAUAUAUCUAAUGUUUCUAUAUCAUGUCUAGAAUGUUUAUCUAUCUAAACUAUCGCAUGUCUAUAUAAAUACAUAUGUUUAUAUACUAAUAGAUAGAAUGUUUAUAUAUAAUAUAUCAUGGUUCUCUAUAUAUCUAUAUAUAUAUAUAUAUCUAUCUGUAUACUUAUCUAUAUAUAUAUAUAUGAUAUCUCAUCUAUCCUCUCUUCGACCUCUCCUCUAUAUCUCUCUCUAUCAUACUCUCUCUUCGAUCUCUCCUAGCUAAUCUCUCUCGACUAUCUCUAUAUAUGUUUAUAUAUUGUCAUACUCCUGUUCACUAUCUAAUGUUAUAUACAUUACUACUGUUUUAUAUUAGCUAGACAUGAUCUCUAUCUCUCUAAUCUAGCAUGUUUCUCUUCAUCUUUGGUGUUUUUCUCUCUAUCCCUCCUGUUUCUCUCUAUCCUCUCUACGUUUCAUCUCAUAACCCUUUUUGGGUUUUUCCAUCCUGUUUCUCGCUCCGGCAUCUCCUUUCUCUCUCCUCUUCCUGUUAUCUCUCUCUUCGUGUUUCUCCUCUAUCCUGUUUUCUCUCUCUGUUUUUCUCUAUACUGUAUCACCUCUCUGCUUGUUUCUAUCUCUAUCUACAUGUUUCUCUCCUCCUAUCUCCUGUUUCUCCUCUCCUCUCUCCUGUUUCGCUCUCAUCUACUCCUACCAAUCAGUAUUUCAUGACCACCUGCUAACUAUGGUUAACGACAAGAUCAGGGGGGACUGUGUACACCUUUAAGAGCCUGGUGGCCUUCCUGCAGACCUGGACCAACCUGCGGCUGCAGACCCUGCCUCCCAUCCAGCUGGCCCACAGAUACUUCAGCCUCUUCCCCAACGAGAGAAACCCACUCUGGCAGGUCAGUCUGUGGGACAGAGAGAUACUGACUGGAACUGGAUGUGUGCAUUGACUAAUACUGGAAUGUGAUAACUAUCUUGGGGAAUCAACUACAGCCAAGCUAAGUGGAAAAAUCAUGUUAGAUUGUAUUUUGAGUGGAACCUCCCUUUAACCUGAAUGCACACAGCUUAAUCUCAUUUAGAUAGGUGUUUGACAUGAGUUUUUAUUAUGUUACUUAGACAUGAAUCUAAGUAACAUAAUAAAAAAAUCCCCUUCAAAAUCCGUCAGUUUAAGCUAUCCACGGCAUCUGCCUAUGUUGGCCUUCUGCAUCUGCGGUGGAAGGUGGCAGAGCCCUGUUAGACUAUUAGAAGUUAAGCAACUGGACCAAAGUAAGAAUUACUAACGACACUCAUAAACCCUGGUCCUACAGGAUCCCUGCGAGGACAAAAGGCAUAAGGACAUUUGGUCAAAGGAGAAGACAUGCGACCGUUUCCCCAAGCUGCUUGUCAUUGGGCCUCAGAAGACAGGUGAGAGAGAUGGAACACCAGCACCACCUAGUGGACAUCACUAGCUAUGACUCUCCGUCCACAAUCUCACUUCUGCUUGCUUCCCAUCCCAAAUGUUACCCUAUUCCCUGUAUAAUGCACUACUCUUGACCAGAGCCCUACCCUGGUCAAAGGUAGUGCAUUAUAUAGGGAAUAGGGUGCCAUUUGGGAUGCAUUUCACCUCACUUGUGUUUCGUUUCCCUUCCUCAUAUGUAAUUAUCACAGUGAUGAGUAGUUAGAGUUGAGAGGGAUUUGCUCUGGCCUGUAGGAGGUUUCUGAGACUUUGGGCUGCAGAGGAGGUGUUGUUCUCUCAGAGUUACACAUUCUCAGUACAGGACAGAAUAACGGGAACUGGCCUUUCACAGAUGACUGACUGACUCGCUCUCCUCCGCAGAGAAAGCAGAAGGCGGUUUAUGAGAAACACUCACACACACUGAUGGGAACAGGACACUAACGAGACAAUUUGUUUUAUCAUUAAUUGUUAUGAAUGUGAACUGGCAAAGGUGCUCACAGCAAUAGUCAAGCUUCAAAAUAAUCCUCUCUCCACACAUCCUCUCUCUAUCUUUCCGUCCAGACCUCUCUCUAUCCCUCGCAUCCCUCCAUCGCAGCCCUACAUCCCCUACAAUCACCUUCAUCCAUCAUCUACGCCCAGGUUCUACAGCCCUCUAUCUGUUCCUGGCAUGCAACCCUCCCUGACAUGACCAGUAACUACCCAGCAAGGAGACCUUUGGAGAUUCAAGUUCUUCAAUGGACACAAUUACCACAGGAGCCUUGAUGUAUGACUGCCACAGAGAAAGAGCUCUGGGACGUAUUCAUAAAGGGUCUCAGGUGCAGGAGUGUUGAUCUAGGAUCAGGCCUCCCCUGUCCAUGUCAUCUUAUUCCUUAUGAUCUAAAAAUUAAAAAUGUAAAUUACUAAAAUCAAAUUGAAAACGGUUUAGAAAUUAUAAUGCUUUCUAGUCCAGGAGUUGACUUCAUCUGUGCUUCUGUCAGUGUUCUGUCUGUGUUCUGUCAGUCUAUAAUUUAGUUAGUGCAUCUGUUUUGUCUUUGGGUGAACACACAGGUACAUGGAGUACUUCCCCUUGCCAUCCAACACCAGCUCAGACUACUACUUUGAGAAAAGUGCCAACUACUUUGACUCCGAGGUGGCAGCGGAGCGGGCGGCCGCCCUCCUGCCAAAGGCCAAGAUCAUCACCAUCCUCAUCAACCCAGCUGACCGCGCUUACUCAUGGUACCAGGUUGGUUAUAACUCCUUAUAUCUGUUGUAGAUAAUGCAUAAUUACUACUCAUGGUACCAGGUCUGUACGAUACAUAACUAUUCCUCAUUUUGACUGUCAUGUUAUAACCCUAUGUCAUAUUAUAACCCUACAGCACCAGCGCGCCCAUGACGACCCAGUGGCUCUGAAAUACUCCUUCCAUGAUGUCAUCGCGGCUACCCAUGAUGCCCCAGUGAAACUGCGUGUGCUCCAGAACCGUUGCCUGGUGCCGGGCUGGUACGCCGUCCACAUGGAGCGAUGGCUCAACCACUACCACUCCAGUCAGGUCCUGGUUCUGGAUGGGCAGCAGCUGAAGACUGAGCCGGCCUCAGUUAUGGACAGGAUCCAGAAGUUUCUAGGCCUGGUCAACAUGGUCAACUACCACAGGAUCCUAGCGUGAGUCACUUCACAAACACAGAACAGAUAACUUCCCUAGCCACUUACCUCCAUAUGUCAAUAUGGGCCUAGAUGUAUUGUAACAAAGAGCAUUUUAAAAUGCAAAUUGUCCUGUACAUUUUUAACUGGGGCUCCCAGAUUAAGAUUUAAUAUGUUUUCUCCAGGUUUGACCCCAAGAAAGGCUUCUGGUGUCAGCUGCUGGAGGAAGGGAAGACCAAGUGUCUGGGAAGAGCAAGGGGCGGCGGUACCCUGACAUGGACCCAGAGGUAA
Messenger RNA from Coregonus sp. 'balchen', 69165 nucleotides. The record is from the annotation of a GenBank genome assembly. NCBI's taxonomy places the organism in Eukaryota, Metazoa, Chordata, Actinopteri, Salmoniformes, Salmonidae.